AUCCAAGUAAAUUAUUUAUUUAUUGAACUAAAUCUGAAUAUCAGUUAAUUGUAAAUAAAAGACCUAAGCUAUUUACAAAGAAUAUAAACUAUGCAUUAAAAUUGUCAAUAAAAAUCAAUGCUUAAACACGAAGUUUUAAAAAUUUGCUAAUGUGCCAGUCUUGUUUACCAAAAUUAACCAAAAACCUACAAAGAAAAAUUAUGUUUGGUUCAAUGAUUUAUUAGUUAAAGCAUUCCCGUGGUUUUGUGUCAGCAAUUUUAAUGUAAUAAGAAAAAAAUAAGAAAAAUUCUCUCACAAGAAUUUAUUUUCUCUUUGGGCUAGAUGUCAUGUGUGUGUGCGUGCGCACACGCGUAUUUGGAAUCUGGAAUUUUUUACUAAUAAAAGCAUUAAUAUCUUCUCUGGGAUGCACUUUGCUCAGUUAUGAGAAUUACAACCAUUAAAUUGAUAUUUUCUUUUUACCAAUUAAAUGAAAAACAAUAUUGUUCCUGUAAAUCUUUUUGUAGCCAGAAUAGGUAAAGGUAUUGAAAAAGAAUAUCACUUCAAACAAUUCACAAAUGUGUGCAGAUAUGGCCCAAGUUGGUGGGGCUGAACUAGGUCCACAUUUGAUUCAAUACCGAUCUAAGCAGAAGGUAAAUGCUAUGGUCACUCAACCCAACAUAGGCAAGCCACUGGGCCAUGGCCAUAGCCAGGAUUUUUGUUGGGGGGGGGCAGGACUUUUGUUGGUGGGGGGAGGGGCAGAAACGACCUGAUUGGUCAGUUAGUUUAGUAUUUCUAUUGUUUUACUUGAACUGGGCUCAGGGCAAGGGGCACACUUUGUUAAUAUGGCAACAUCUGGAGGGCCAAGUCUUUCCCACACCUGUUUUCAAGCUACAUAUUUGAGUUAUACAAUGUGGGAGCAUUAGAGUCUAACAAAGCUUUUUGUUUAAUUAAAAAGAGUAUCACUUCAAACAAUUCACAAACAUGUAUAGACAUGGACUUAAUCAGCUCUUAAUUAAAUUUGCAAAAAUUAGGUAAAACCAAUAGUAACGGAACAAGAAACAUUCUUUGUUUUUCAAAUGAAGCAACUGUUUCCUAGCAAGCAUCAUCUUCGGAGAGGCAUCUGCCCUACCUGAGCGAAAAGAUGGGAUGAUUCCCUUUAAAGAUGGUGCUAGCUAUCUGCAAUUUUUAUAUGUGCUUAUAGAAGUGCAAAGUUUUCCCCACCGCAAAAUAUUGCCCCUUAGUACAUCAAGGCCUGCAGUUGCUUUGGCUGGAUCAGAUCCAUGGCGCCUUGCACGUUGAGGAAUUGAGUGCCCCUUGCAUCAGAAGUGCUUCUCUAGGGAAUACACCUGGAUCCCUGACAAGAAAUUUGCAACAAUUCUGCAACAACAUCAUGCAAAACCCGUAAACCCUGGAAGGGGGGAAAACCACUUUGUUUCCUGUUGGCAUCUUAUCCAAUGACAGUCGCUUGAGCUUUUGCUACUACCUUACCAACUUUCCCAUAUUAGCACCUCCCCACCCCCACAAUAAUAUUGGAAAGAUUCUGCUAUGUAGGGAGAGUUUGUCACCUUCCUGACUCUGCCAAUGGCAGCACUCGCUUCCUGUUCACAGCUUCAUAUGGACAGAGCUUAAUGGGAGAGAGAACUCAUCAGAAAGAAUUCCACCCCAAGAACGCACCCAGCCUUUGCCAACCCAGGGCCCCCUCCAAAUAUGUUUUGGGACACAACAGUAGCAGCAUAGCUGUGCUGAUGGGAGCUGUAAUCCACAACAUCUGGCGGGCACCAGGUUGGCAAAGGCCUUGGAACAUCACUUUUGAAUGCAUACAGACUAUUGUUUCUUCACCACCACACAGGUUUUGUUAAAAUAAUUAGAUUGAAGAAAUUCCAGGCCGGCUUUGUGCCUUACCAUUCCAUUUCUUUUUCUAAAGAACGAAAUUACCGUUCCUUAGCAAUGCCUCCUGGUUCAAGUCAGGGCUGGCAUCAGAGGCGGCCACUACCGGCCAACUACCAAGGCCUCUUCAGGAUCUCAUUGGUGCCAGCCCCUGACUAGCUACCACUGAAGAGCAGGUGAUGUCACUGCCAGUGGAGCACACCCUGGGUCUUUUUGGCCUCCUCUGGGAUGCGCUGCUGUUACCUACACAGCAUCACCUUCCCUCCUCCUCCUCUUCAUCCAAAAAAAACCAGACAAGCGAGUGCCACUACAAAGUAGCUGCCCCCUCCACUCACUUGUCUGUCCUCUUCUUCUCUGAGCAGCAGUAAGGCAGGGUCCAGCACUGCCACCAAGGAGUGGGUAAGUGAGCAAAUGUGGGCUCCUCCGUCAGGCGAGUGAGCAACACUGGUAGGAAGUACCUCUGCCCAGUCCCUCUGGGUGUUGCAGUGGAAUGUUGGACCUGCUGGGUCCAGUCCCAAUUGACAUGCCACUGGGAGUGGUGGGUGGGUGGGCAGAUAGCAAGACAGUGAGCAACCACAGCCAUUCUCUCUGGUUUGGCGUGUCCAGUCCCAACUGUUGCACCACAGGUAACACAGCUGUGCCUUCUUUUGUGCAUGGGUGCUUCCAUUUGGUUCAAUUUUCGGCAUUUCCAGGUGUGUUGAAGAGAAGUGCCUAUCUGAAACCCUGGGGAGCUGCUGCCAGUGCAGACCUUCCUGCCAAAGAUGAGCCAAUGGACCUGCUCUUUGGCCCCCACUCACUGUCCCCCUAAUUCUGGCCACAGCAGGUUGGGGACCCCCCCUCCACCUCGGACCCCUGGGCCUGAGGAGCAGUAGUCACCACUUCUCUAGGUCCAGCAAGCAAGUGAAGGUUCCCUGCCCCUGGUGGAGAACUGAAGGAGUCAGGACAGAGGCGGGCAGAUUAGGGAUGGAUGCAAAAAAGUCCCCGGUUCGAUCUCCAGGUAGGGCUGGGAGAACCUUGCGCAGGAACCAUUGCAGAGCCGCUGCCAGCCAGUGCAGGGAGCACAGCGCAAGGUAGGUCAAUGGCCUGACCCUGCGGCAGCACCUCGGCCACGCGCAUUAUUCCCAUGGGCCACGCUGCGUCCACUCCUCUUGGCCACAGAAGAGCCAUGGGACAGCCUCGACGGCCCCUCACUUCCCCCAGCCCCAGUCCAUUUGCAGAGCAGAUGCCCGUGCCACCUCGCCCCUCAGCGCCCUUCACGGCACACGGCGCGCCAAACACGCGCGCGCGCCCUCCCUCCCACACAAGGGCCUCGCGUGGCCCCGUGGGCAUUCCGCCCCCCGCGCCGCCUCCUCCUGGCCCGACAGGCGCAAACUGCCUCGCUCCGGCCAGCUCCACACGGGUGCCGCCGAGGGUGGGUGGGACGCGGGGCUGGCCGGCGGGCGGGGCAGCGGCGCCGUGAGCCCUGGGAGGCGGCGCCUGUCCCUAGACGGGCCGGGCGGGGGAGUUCAUGCCACUAGACGGGAAGAGUUUCUCCUGCUGCCGAGUUGACAGCGCCAGGUCAGUGUGUGAGCCGGAGAGGCAGCCAGAGCCUCUGGCGGCGCGGCGGGAAGCGGGUGGAUGGACGGGAGGGCGGCGUUGCCCGCCUGCCUGCCUGCCGAGGGGCUGCGUCUGGCGGCGGCGUGACGCUGCAGGGAAUUCCCGCCCGAUCCGUGGGGGCGCGUGCCUGGGGUCUGUAGAGGGACGGAGGGAGGCUGCGCGUCGCGAAGGGCUUGUGGGGCUGAGACGGGCACGAGGGGACAGCGGCAUCCCUGUGGGGCGCCAGGACACCUGGCUUGUGGGUUGAGAGAGCGGGGAAUGGGAAGGCGGGCUGUCUAUAUACUGAAUGGUCGUCUGGGAGAGCAGAACUCACUUGCUCUCAGAAAGUUUUGUAGGGAAUGAGCUAGAGACUGAGGUUUCCGAGGGGUGGGCUGGGGGGUUGAAAGGAGCAGGUAUGGUUGGGGUCGGGGGCCACUAGGGAAUCACUUACAUGACCUCCAGAAGUAGACCCUGAACUCAUUUAGUGUGAAGAAGUCUGUGUGUUUCUAGGCAGAGUGUUGAGUGUGUUUUUGCCUGUGCCAUGCGCACAUCUACCACCUAUGGGCAUAGCCAAGGGGAGGCAGGGGGAAGCUGUCCCCCCCCCAAAAAAAUCAAGUAAAUUAAUAAAAAUGCUUAACGAACUGAGGUUCUGCCACCCCCUAACAUGAAGCCUGCCCCCCAACAUAUCCUGGCUACGCCUAUGCUACCACCUAUUAAAUAAUGGUUAAUUACAGGUUAAAGAAAUCCAAUGGGAUAGAAUCUAGAUACAGAUAAAAAGGGGAGAGGUGAUGGCAAAAGAUUUACUGGCAAGUACUGCCUUCGUGAAAUGGGGGGGAAUAAAAUCUCCCAGACCUCUAUUGGUGAGGGGCACAUGUGGCCUGCCUUUGCAUCUUCCUCAUGCUGUAAUGGGAAUGAGAACGCAUUCUUGAUAGGAAUUCUGUCUGUGAUCCUUACAGAACUCUGUGGUUUACGUUCAUCAUGUGGAAGAAAGGGCUAUAUAAAUACAUAUAUGUGCUCUUUGGAGGUGAUGCAUUAAGUGGGCUUUCGUUUGUCUAUGCCGCAGGUGGAUAUGCCCAUAAUGCAGGACAGUUUGUUUGCAGAAACUUGUCCACCGUUGCUACAUCUGGGAUGCUAAAAACUCAGAGGGCACCUCUUCUACCUGUGGUGCUAAUGAAUGUGUUUAGUCAAGAUGAUGAGAAAGGGAGAAAGUUUGUUUCCUCAUUUAGCUGAAACUUCUGGUGGAUUUUUUUUUAAAAUCAUAAUUUUUCUCUUUGCUUUCCGAACCACAGCAAGGAGCAUGAGCGAGGUUCCAAGUAUAAUCCUGCCACAACAGAGAUUAUACAUUGUGAAAUAGAUGAUGCCUUGGUGUCAUAUCCCAAAUCUGCAGGCGUGUUUUGUAAGUUUCCCACUGUCAUUUCUCCCUAGGGCAGUAUACACUAUAGACUGCAAGUUCCUGUUAGUGUUGUAACUUUGAGGCAAUAUGUGUGAGUUAUGAUCCACCGUGGUAACAAGGUCAUGAUUUAAUAUUGUACUGCUGUGGCAGAGGACCAGUUUCUUCUCCUUGCAUUAUUGUGAUAUGGUGAGGAAACUGUUCUUUUCCUGGAGCCUGGAGCCCCUCAUGUAAAAACUGUAAUUGCUCUUGAUGGCAGCUUCUGAAAAAUCAGAUAGCUUUACAUAUAGGGUUGUUAAUGAAAAAUUAUACUCUUGAAAUUUCCUGUCCUUAUCCCUACAAGAGUUGUGACAAUGGAUGACAUAACAACUGCUGUUCAGAAACAUAUGGCUUGCAACUGGUGUUAGAGAAGACCUACUUAAAUUAACAAACAUGACUUAAGUUGGGGCUAUACGUUUCUGUUGGUAAUUUCUACUCUGAAAUUACCUAGGUUGGAUACCAUCUGAACACCUUUUCAAAUAAUAAAUUUGGAAUUUAACAAAGUCUUUAAAAAAAAGAAGAUAUGUGCAACGCAGCAUUCUGGGGAAGGAAGAGUUUAGGGUGCAGUGAUAUCAACAGAGCUAUGCUCACGUUAAUUUGUGAAUCACCUAUUUAAUGUGAGCUGUCAAAGUGAUCAUUACACCACAGACUGGCUGUCUUGGGCUGAGACUGUUUCCCCUUGUGAAGCUAAAAAAACACAGUUGAAAAACUCUCCCACCAGUUGUGUCAUGUGUGAAAGUUCUUAAUGUGAGCGAGAGCAUGAAAAAGGAAAUUGAACAUAAAAUUGCAGCCAAUGUUAUCGCCAUGUUAUUGACAAGUGAGUGAAAAUGGGUUUAUUGUUGAUAGCCAGUAUAUCCUACUGUUUGUUCCCACGCUGGAACAUUAUUCUUAAGGUAUGUCUCAUGUGAGCUUUUCAAGACUUUUCAAAAAGUUCCAUAGCAGCUCUGUUGCAUAGAUAGGGUAUAGAUACUCUACACAAAUGUAUGUUCCAUUAUAUCCACAAAGUUGUUUGUGAAAAAUGGGGGCAUGUGUCCACACUGAAAUCAAUUUAAUUACAAAGUUAAGGCAAUCCCUUGGUUCCUAUGUAAGCUGUGGCAUAAUAAACAUUUGUACCCUUUUUUAUACAUGAAAGCAGAGGGGUGGGGUUUUUUUUUGCAUUUUUUCUAUACUUAGGCUGCAAUCCUAUACUUACAUGGAAACAAGUCCCAUCUCACUUAAUGGCACUUAUUUCUGAGUAGACAUGUAUAAGAUUAUCUGUUCACAUGAAAAAUGCUGUGUGCAAACUGAGCCACAGAAAUACAUAUCUUGCAGUAAAUUUGAUUCAAACACUCUAAUCCAAAAUUCACUUAUAGCUCAGUUUGGUUCAUGUUUAGUCAGAAGUAUCCUGAGCUAAGUAUGCAUAGGAUGGCAGUUCUGGGAUAAGUAUAUUGACUUUCAAAUUGAAUUUCUCAGUAAGUUUGCUGAAGAUCACCGUUCUAGAUAACUAACUCAGAAUUAUCCAAUCUUUAUACCUACAACAGUUAAGCUUAGCUGCAGAGGGCUAAGUCAUGGUUUGGCUUGGCAUUACACUGGAGCCAAGGCUUACAGUUUGUUUCCUCCAAACAAACCAUAAGCAGUAAGCAAAGAACAAAGUUUAGCAGCCUGUUUAGUUUGGAAAGAAACAAACUGUACACACAUAAAACUAAAUCAAACCAUGGCUUUAACUCUCAGCAGUGUGGCAGCAGGAGUAGGAGAGGAAAGAAGCACUCACAAUUUUUUGCUCCAUGUACCAGUACAUUGUACAUUCACCAUUAAACCAUAAUUUAACUGUGGUUUAAAGUGACCUGUGGACCAGCAUUCAUUCUGUUGAUUUCAGAGGCUCAAUCUGUGAGACUCUACACUUUUUGACUUGCAAAAAUUGAUCAGUCCCAUUGACUGAUAUGUGGGUGUGCCCUGGCCAGAUGAUAACAUUUGCUUCUGUGCUGAUGCAUGCCUGCUUUCCUUCCAGCUCUAUGAUUCUAUGAUUUGACAAGCUCACUCCCUCAAGCAUCUACACCUUUUGCACUAAUUCAGCAAAGUACACACAACUGAACACACAUACACUCUGAAAGUACAAUAAUUGUUUUUGCUGUUGUUUCAAUAGCAGUUUUCAUUGUACAAACUGUUUUAAGAUGGUAACUGAAGUGGUUUAUCAGAAUGAACUGAGUGGACUUUGCAGUAGUACCCAUUACCUAAGCUACUCGUGUCAAGGGCUAGUAUUGCUUCCUUGAAACUUCUUUGCACUUUCUCAAGUCACAAAGUUUCCAUCACAGAUUGAGUUAAAGAGAUGUUACUGCAACUUUUACUUCUGCACCUUGAGAUAUGUAGACACGGUUUGAAAAAUGAAUUAUCAUUGGAAUUAAUUGCUACUGCAGGAAUUAGGAAGUAAUCAACUAAUAUAGUCUCACAAAGUACCCCAAAGUAUGGCACACUACAUCCUCCCGAUUAUUAUCAUUAUUAUUAUUAUUAAAAAGUGGCCGCAGCCCAGAAAUGCACAGGGGACGAUAUAUGUUUUGUGUUGAAACAGAGACUUCCAUCCCACCAUCACCAUCAAAAGCUUUUUUUGUUUCUUUCUUUUUUUUCUGUGUGGCAUUAAAAAGCAGCUUCUGGUGUGAUCCUGAAGGCUUUCUCUUAGGAGAAAGGAAAUAAAAUCUGCAGCGCAUGCUUGUAAUCCUUUGGACACAUGCAAAGGGACUGACAGGAGUGAAGUAUUUAUCUCCUCCACAUACAUAAAAAAAACCUUUGGAAUAGAAGAUAAUAGUUUCACAACAAUCAGAAAUCUAGGGGAGAUUUGCACAGUCAUUUAAUGUGCCAAAGUCAAUGUUAUUAGGGGCUUUCCCUCAACAGACAUAUGGGUCAGUGGCCACAAACAUUUAUUUCCUAUAAUAUGCAUAGAAAUCAUCUGCUGCAAAAAAAGGCUGAUAUUUGUAAAUGACAAUUGUGCCUGUAUGCACACUGAGUAAUAAGGGCAAAUAGCAAAUUUGGUAUGGGCAAUUUCACACUGAUGCAAAGGAAUAAUGGCUUCCAAUAUUGUGAACCUAUGUUUCUAAGGUUAGAAUACUAUGCUUAUCUACUGCCCCACACAUACUUGAACCAUUUGCAGUACCAUGAAGACACAGGAAAUAGUAGUAGUAGUUGUUAUUAUUAAUUAUUAUUAUUAUUAUUAGUAGUAGUAGUAUUAUUAUUAUUAUUAAUGAAGAUGUCUGUGACUGAACAAUUUUAUAGCCUUACAGGAACUGCUAUGUGUAGAUGCUAUUAGAGAAUGUACAGUGUGAAGCUGCACCACAGCAUUCUACUUUGCCAGCAAGCCUGCAUUGUUUUGUGAGACGCAAUAGUGUGUGUCAGUGUGUAAGAGCCUUUUGAAGGGUUAACACCCCAUCAGUCUUUUUCAGCUAGAUAAAACAUCUGGCUCAUAGAAUCACAGAGUUGGAAAGGACCCCGAGAUUUCAUUCUAGUCCAAUGCAGGAAUCUUUUCCCCAACGUGGGGGCUUGAACACACAACCCAGUGAUUAAGAGUCUAAGGCUCUACCAGCUGAGCUACUUGACUCAUUAGACUCAUGAACUCCUAAAAUCAAUCGAUGGACUGGUGAUGGUCCACAGACAUGCCGAAGCCACCUCUUUUCCUCAUGACUAAGCAUAUCAUCUGCAUACCAGGCAGUCUUUACAGAGCCAGGACAAAGUCUAUGAAUUCAAUACUACAAAUCCCAAAGUCCCAUCUUACUGAACAACAAGUCAUUUACUUGCUACAUUGCUGGUUGAUAAUUAGCAAUGUUUUUUUUAAAAAAAAGGAGAAGAAAGCUUUGGUCCAUCUAUUCAUUAUUGUAACAGUAUUGGGGUUUGGUUUUUUUAGCAUAGCAAAACUAUCACAGGUAGAAAGAUAAAUCUGAGUUGAAACUAAGGAAUGAUUCACACUGGCGUGCCUAUCACACAAACACACACUGCUGCAGGCCAGCAUAUGAGCAGUUUCCAUUGAAAGGACUUGUGUCUGAGGUGAUGUGAAUAUUCUGGCUGUGAUGUUUAAAUCUGCGAUAAGCUGUCUCGCAUCAGGUUUUGUUUUUCUGUCGAAAUAAAUAUAUUUUGAAUAAAUACAUUUGUACUCUACUUUGGCAUCCAUGGUGACAGUGCUAUGUGAGUUAUGUUAAUUUCAGGGGGGAAAGAAAUUCAGAUUAGCCAUGGCCUGCGGCUUAUUGUAUCUUCUGAUCUAGCCCUCAGAGAUGAACUCGGUUGUCCAUUGCUGUAAUAGGGGUUUCAAGAAUAGGAUUGGAUGCAGGCUCCCUCCCCCCCCCCCGCCACACCUCACAGCACACGCACGUCCCUGAUGUGGCGUGUCCGAGUUUCAUAGGGCCGGUGAUAUGACCAGCCCUGAGAUUCUUCCUCCAGACCAAAUGCAGUUUUCUAGCCACAGAGCAACUACUGGAAGCUGCGCUGAGGAACAAGUGAGGUGGGGAGGGGUGGCUUAACCCUUUCACUCUCUGCAGUCUGACCGCUUCACAUGCCCCUUCAACCACUUUCCCACUCAUGGGGAAAAGGUUUCUGAGGACCCUGUCACCCCCCCCCUUCCAGGUGGUGAGCAAAACAGCUUGUGGGUGGGGGUUGUAGAAUUUGGAGAAGUGGAGAAGUGAAGGCUCCCCCCACUCCCUGUUCCAACCUCCUAUGACUGUGUUUUGUUUUGUUGUUGUGUUUUGUUGUUGUUUUUAUUUGUUUUGUUUUGUUUUUAAAUGGGGAUAUCAUAUAAGUUGCUGUUUUAUGUAGUUUGAUGCAUAGUUGGAGACAGAAGUCUGUGUGCAUUCUGGUUCUGCAAAAGUUCAAAAAUCACAGGAAAGUAAUGCAUUUCCAUUUUAAUGUGCAUCCAUCAAAGGUGCCAGUCUCUUAUCAUGGCCCCGUCCUGCUGCUUUAUACAGUGGUACCUCGGGUUAAGUACUUAAUUCAUUCCGGAGGUCCGUUCUUAACCUGAAACUGUUCUUAACCUGAAGCACCACUUUAGCUAAUGGGGCCUCCUGCUGCCGUUGCGCCGCCGGAACACGAUUUCUGUUCUCAUCCUGAAGCAAAGUUCUUAACCCAAGGUACUAUUUCUGGGUUAGCAGUGUCUGUAACCUGAAGCGUAUGUAACCUGAAGCAUAUGUAACCCGAGGUACCACUGUAUAUCUGUUGCUGUUCCUGAGUAUUCUAUGCACCCCGUCUGUCCUUCCUUCCUUACUAUGACCCAAACCAAAAGUUGUUUUUCUUUUGUUUUGUUUUAAAUCCCUCCUGUAUAUCUAUUUAAAUUAUUCUGAUUGAAUUAUGGUAAGCAAUAUUCUUAAUAUUUAGAUACUCUGAAAUAUUUUCAGUGAGGAAUCUAUGUUUUCAUGUUGUAUUAUUUGGUGUUUGGCGGGGGUGGCGGCGAUUCUAGACAGGAAUACAGCUUUGGAGAGUGAGUAAUAUUUAGAUUAAUGUAUGUAACACAUUUGCAGGUUAGAAUAGUUUCUGCUGUCUGUUGGUCAUCAAACCACUGUCUUGUUGUAGCAGAGUGGUCAAAUAUAUUCAUAGGUGUGGAGGAUUGUAAAAUAAGUUUUCUCAUGCUGUUUUACAGCUCAGCAGUGAUGAUAACAAAUUGCCUGAGGAUCUGGGAUUCCUUUAUUCUUUCUCAUGUCUGAGUGGGAUAACUGUAGGUUUCUCUUGAUCUUCAUUCCUGUUGAACAGGAAAAUAUUCAGCCAUGGUUCUUCCAGCUAUAUUUCUCUGAAUGCAUCUUUUAAAACCCAUUAGAAACUGUUGAAAAUAAAAACUUGUUCCUAGAUAACUGGAGAAUUAAGUAAUGAAGCUUUUCCUAAACUAUGUCAUUUCAGCUUAGUUCAGUUCACAUACAAGUUGAAUGCCACUGUGUUUGUUUGUUUGUUUGUUUUAAACCUCACUGCACAAACAAAAGGAACCUCUCAGGGCUUCAUCCAGAUACGGCAUUUUUCUAUCUGCAGGGAGGUGGGGUGAUUUUAAAAAUAAUAAUAGAUGGUCCAGUGAGAGCUGGACUAUAAAGAAGGCUGAUCACCAAAGAAUUGAUGCUUUUGAUUGAUUGAUUGAUUGAUGAUUGAUUGAUUGAUUGAUUGAUGCUGGAGGAGACUCUUGAGAAUCCCAUGGACUGCAAGAAGAUCAAACCUAUCCAUUCUUAAGGAAAUCAGCCACAUCAUAAGAAGAGAAGACUCUCUGGAAAAGACCCUGAUGCUGGGAAAGAUUGAGGGCACUGAGAGUCAGUGUGGCGUAGUGGUUAAGAGCAGUGGACUCGUAAUCUGGUGAACCAGGUUCGAUUCCCUGCUCCUCCACAUGCAGCUGCUGGGUGACCUUGGGCUAGUCACACUUCUCUGAAGUCUCUCAGCCUCAUUCACCUCACAGAGUGUUUGUUGUGGGGGAGGAAGGGAAAGGAGAUUGUUAGCCGCUUUGAGACUCCUUAGGGUAGUGAUAAAGCGGGAUAUAGAAUCCAAACUCUUCUUCUUCCAAAGUGGUAACACUUCACUUCCAGCUAUAUAUACUAGAAAGCAGAUACAGUAGAGAAAUACUGAACUACUGAACAAAAUUGUAGGAUUUUGGAGUGAAUGCACUUCCUGCUUGGCUUUGAAGUGAGCACCACACCAAUGCUAUCAGGAGCUGACUUACAUACUGAAUCAGAGUAUUUAUUAGUUGACCUCAGUAUUCUGACAGGUACUCUUCAGGGACUCAGGCAGAGAUCAUUCCCAGCUCUGGUCCUUGAAAUGCGUGCGUUGGAGCCUUAUGCAUGCAAAAUAUGUGCUUUUGUCAAUGUACUGCACUUAAUUUUUUUUUUCCUCAGGGAAAGGCUUUCUUAUGUCACAGUGCUGCAGUGGGACAGUUACUCUCCAAAAAUGUAGAUUACCCCUGCUAUAGGGUAUAUAAAUGUUGGGUAGGACUUCUUUAAGCACCUUGGCAGUGAGAUGUGGGUUUUUUUCUUUUUCUUUUUGAACAUAUGAUAUUCUGUAGCUUCUUGAAUAUUCCAUAUAUAUGCUAAAUUAUCAUUUCAAAUAAUGCUUUUUGGGUCCUUUUUGCAUCAAAAUUGUGAGAGAGAUUCGGAUCUUAAUAAUACAAGGCUGUUUGUUACUUCAAGCCAGGUGAUAUGAAAAGAAAAAUGUUAAUUACAGGCUUUUGUAACUGGCUGAUAAUCGAAGCAGUGAUGGUCAGAAGAACAGGUUUUACAGCACAAGCACUUUGAUUAUCUGUAUUAGGAGCUUAAGGAAAAGGUGACACACAUUUUCUAAUAUUUAUUUGCACAAGACCCUCCCUCCCCAUGGCAGUUAUUUCUUUUUGGAAGUCUACAGUGAGAGGGAGCUAGCUAAGCUCAAACCUUAUUGAAAUGACCCCCAGGGUCCCUUCCAACUUUAUAUACUAUGAUUCUAUGAACAGAACUUAAGUUUUUGAUUGAUUGCCAGGCUUGCUACUCCAGCAAAAUAAGGACUUAGUACUUAACUGCUACAGUUGUUGGAUGACACAAACCAGCAGUGCGGCCAGAUACUGUGGACCUUAUUUGUAGGACUAGGUUGUUAAAAGUUAACACUUGGGUCACUCUACCAACUAUGAGGUCCUGGGUUUUGUGUUUGAUUGUUAGUUUCUCUUAGUGUGAGUACAACCAGUGAAGGGUUUCUAAGGCUGUAUCUUAUGAAACAUCAAACACAUGCAUGUAGAUUCUGAACCCAUCAACGGUAAAAGUUGAUAUCCUUUUUCCAAUAACAACCAGUGAGUCCCAGAACAAUUAGUGAGCCUUGCUCAUGAGUAUAAUAAGCAUAAGACCGGAAGUUCAUACUGUGUUUUUAAAAGCAGAGUUCCGUCCUUCCAAGAAUCUCUUAAGAUAAAACUUUAUUAUUCAUUCUUCAGUAUGAUCCUGCUGUUCCUGCAUGGAUUGAGGAUGAAAACUGAGACAAGACCUGACAUAUUUUGAAAUAAUUAUUCUGGCCAGAACACCAGUCUUUCAUAACUCAGAAAUCCACACCGAUAACAACAUUUAUUUAUUUACUUAUUUAUUGUUAUGAAUCAUGUUCCGCAUUUUAAAGUACAUGAGAAAAUAUGCAGUAAAAACACCAAGAACAAAAAACACUUAAGUUCCAAAAUAUAGGAACAGCUGCCUUCCAUGCUGGCCAUGGGCUAAUUAUUAUCUGUCAGUCUUGAGUGAGCCCAGAGAUUUCAGCUGCUGAUGGCUAUAUGAUGCUGAGUGGGUUGUGUACUACUUAAUGUGAUAACUGACUGCUUGAUAGUGCUGGUAGUCAAUAUAUCAACCACAUAUUUCAUGAAAUUACCUCUGGUUGCUAAUCUUUCUCCCCGCCUUAUCCUUUUGUGAGGCAUCUGGGAAAACCUGAGUACAUUCAAACCUUUAUAACUAAAAUGCAUACACCUUCAUCACUUUGAUUUGCUGUGCAAUACUAUGCAUGUCUUCUUGGAUAUAAAUCUCACUGAGUUCAGUGGGGUUUACUUCCAAGUAAGUGUAUUAGAGCUGGGCUAUCUUCCAUUAUCCUUUACUUUUUUGGGUUAGGUUAGGCACCAUGUUCCUCUACUAUUUUAUAUCACCAGAUUGGAAAGAAAGAAAGCUAGCGAUCCUCACAAUGAAUUUAAAAUAUUCCCCCAAUAUUCAGUUUUUUCUGUUAGUUCAGUCCAACCUGGUUGUUGAAUUCCUGUCUGGCAGUAACUCUUUUCGUUGGUGAUGAUGUUCUGGUUUAAUAUAAUCAUAACUACUUUGAAAUAUUGAUUACACCUGAAAAACAGUAUAUAAGUGAAAUAAAACACAUGGAAGAUAUACUCAUAAAUGCAUAAUGAUCUAUGUAUUUGUGUUCUAUAAUUCACAUCCAUUUUAUUAUGCUGUGCUGCCAAUACUUUCUCUUUGAAACCCGUCAUCCUGAUCUUUUUUAAAACUCUUUUUGAUCACUAUUAUUAUUAUUAUUUUCAUUUCUAUACCACUUUAUAUUUUAAAGAAAAAUCUUAAGGUGGUUUACAACACACGAAAACAUCAAAUAAAACAAUCCAGAAUAAAAGAAAUUCACUCUUCAAGGAAUAUAUUUCAGAUCCUUCUCCAAGUAACAUUUUGCUUUCCCCAUAUUUAUUUAUCUACAGUGGUGCCCCACAAGAUGAAUGCCUCGCAAGACGGAAAACCCGCUAGACAAAAGGGUUUUCCAUUUUUCGAUGCGCUUCGCAGGACGAAUUUCCCUAUGGGCUUGCUUCGCAAGAUGAAAAUGUCUUGCGAGUCUUGAUAUUUUUUUUCGCUCCCCCCCCUUUUUCUAAGCCGCUAAGCCUUUAAUAGCCUUUUAGCAGCUAAGCCGCUAAGCCUUUAAUAGCCGCUAAACCGCUAAUAGCACUAAGCCGCUAAUAGGGUUGCUUCGCAAGACGAAAAACCGCUAGACGAAGAGACUCGCGGAACGGAUUAAUUUCGUCUUGCGAGGCACCACUGUACUUAGUUUAGCUCAUGGCAUAACAGAAAUAAUCUAGGAAGCCAAUGUGGUGCAUAGCUGUCAAUGUUUCCCUUUCUAAAAGGGAAAUUCCCUUAUUCCGAAUAGGAUUCCUCGCAAGAAAAGGGAAAAGUUGACACCUAAUAUGUGGUGUAGUGGUUAGAGUGUCAGACUAGGACCUGGAAGAUCAGGGUUCAAAUCCCCACUCAAAUCAUGAAGCUCACUGGGCGACCUUGGACCAGCCACAGCCUCUUAUCGUACCUCAAUGGGUUGUUGUAUGGAUUAACUGAGAAAAGGAGUGAACCAUGGACAAAAAAGUGGGACAUGAAUGCAAUAAACACUAUGUUCAGUGUUCUGUGUGUCAUCACCUAAAAGUGCUAAUUCCUGAAUUAGCUUCUGCAGAAGCAUUAUUCCUACAUUUAUUUCUGUCUCAUUUUAUUCACGAAUACAGUUUUUCUAUAGUGGCAGAGAGUUGCAGACGCCGCAUUAAACAGCUGAUCCCAUGCAUCAUUCACUGUUGCACCCACCGUAUGAUGUGAUGUAAUGUUGUGGUUGUGAAAGUCAUGUGCACAUCUUUCCAUUCAUUUCUGACUGACAGGAUGCUGGUUCUAUGUAGGCGAAAGUUCAAGUGAUGAUUUAGAAAGUCUUUCCAAGUGCCUUAUCUUUGUUUAAUGUUUUUUAAAAAAAACGUUGUUUUCCAAACAAGAAGCGCUUCUCCAUACAGAAAAAUGCAUGGGAUGGCUGGCAGGAAUUUGCAAAGCCUAUAAUAUGUUCUGUGUUCACAGUAUUUUGGAAUAUUUGCAAUAUCUUUGCUCUGAGACAUAGGAGUCAUAUUGUUUUUGCCAUAUUUUGUAUACAUUAUUUUUCAGAAAGCAAAGUAAGAUGGGAUUAACUGUGUUAAGACAGGAGUUCUGGGAUGCCGGCCGAAUUUUCUGGAAGAAGCAGAAACUGAAAGUGUUUCUAGAUGACUAUAGGGAGAAGGGUUCACACAGGAGCUGAAGGGAAAAAUUUGGAAGUGUGUGGUGGUGAGGUUUUAAAAGUUAAUUGUGUUAGUAUUUUUAGAGUAUAUAUUAUUAUGAAAGAGGGGGAAAAUCUCAGAGGUUGCCUUGGAACCGUUCCCCCAAACCAGUCUGCUCUUGAAAUAUGCCCACAUCUGGCAAUGUCUGGAAUUUUUAGUACAUGUUGUGAAAGCAACAGAAUAUUAGUCUUUGGGAAGGCUGUUGCUCUUUCUGCAAUAUGUAUAACUUCCAUUAUUUUCCAGUGAUACUGGGCAGAAGAUAAUAUAACAGGGAUGGGAUGUGGAGUAAUAGAUUAAAUGCUCCAUCCCUGCUAUCAGCUGGGUAUUAUAUCAGUGAGGGGUGUGUGUGUGUGUGUGUGUGUGUGUGUGUGUGUGUGUGUCUGUCUGUCUGUCUGUUUCAUGUGCACCAGUUUGCUCAGUGGCAUCUGAGGGUGCCUAAUCAGCUACAUAAUUUUAUACCAUUUUGCUAGUCUUAUAGCAGCUGAAGGUGAAGACUUGCAGAGAGACAGAGGCUGUGUUUGGAUGGUCAUAUCAUGACUUAAUAAACUGAGAUGUUAGGAAGUUUUGUGCUCAUGUCUGCAGUUUCUUUUCUUCUCCCUUCCUGAGGGUUUGAAGUUGGUUGAAAAUGCUGGUUUGUUCCAAACCUUGUGUCUGUUGUUUCCCAGUUUUCACAUAGCCACAGGUUUUUUUUUAAUAAAGAUUUCCUGGUGUAAUUUUGGUAAGCUGGGAAGAGAGGAGGAAAGGGAUUGCAUGCAAAGGCAAUGGAUCUGUGCAGACAUAAUGCCUAGUUAUGAUUUAUAUCAUUUAACCAUGGCCUUAAUGUAAAAAUGUAUUUCAGGGCUGCUUUGUGCAUGAUAUUGGACUUUUUUAAAAAAAGUAAAACACAAGGUCCUGAGUAUAAUGCGAUUUGGAGAGUGGGGAAGGGAAAAUGUGUCCCUUGUGCUUUCCUCCCAGCUUAAACAUCCCCAUAUUAUUAGGCCAAUGAUAGUUCAGUUAUUAGAGCAUGAGGGUUGUGAGUUUGAGCUCCUGCAUUUCAGGGGAUUGGACUAGAUGGUCCUCAUGGUUCCUUCCAACUCUAUGAUUCUAUAUAGUAUAGGGGUAGUAACUCCCUCCCCCAACCUAGCUGACUCUAUGAACAUUUUUGGCCCAACAGUUCUAUUUUCUGGAUUCUAAAAGAAAAUGUACAAUAGGUAUUUGCAUUCUGAGGGAGCCUCUCUGUGUAUUUAGAAAUCUGCACCUUAUAUUUAUACCUUAUCCUGUAGUAGUUUCGAACUGGUAAGAGACAGGAUCAGCAAAGUUUGGCAUUAAAGGCAAUAAGAAUUCAAGAUGACAAACUAAUAACUUAAAUUUAAAAUAUUAGGCAUGUUGCUAAUGUAAGUAAUAUGUUGCCUUAGUGAAGAAAUCCUGCAGCUUCUGCUCGAGUUCAUAAUGAUGGCUUGCUUUGACGGCUAAAGCCUCUUUUCCUUUGCUUAUCCUGCUAAAAUACCAUUAUUUUGCAAAGACAAAACAAAGAAGGCUGGGUGGCCUCAUAUAGAAGAUAAUAGUGCAGAUAGAAACAACAAGCUACUUAUCAAGUAUAAGAUUCUCCAAAAACUGUAAGAACAGAUUGAUAAACCAGUAGCAAAAUGUGAAACAAUAAGCAGCUUGAGUUGGGAGCUAUAAAUUAGGGUGAGGGAACAAAGCUGGAUUUUGCAAAUGAUUGGGGAAAGAGCAGAGAGAGGAAGACUGAGAGAUGUCAUGGCACAUACUAAGCAAGGUAAUAGUUUUCAAUAAGACUGAUAUAGUUUGGAUAUAUUUCAGCAUCGUUACCUUGGGAGAAAUUGUAUUUGAACAGUGUUCAGAUAUCUUGGGUCCAAACUAUUUGUUGUGUGGGGGUCUUGACGCUUCGCUGUUGUUUCAAAAUUAAGGCUGAAUGAGACCUGGCUGCAACCCAGAGCUGUUUUUAGUUGUGGAGUAGAACAUGUGUAGGCUUAGAAUUUUAACCCCACAAAUAUUGUAUACGAUUAACAGCAGCUUUUAGAAGAGGGGACCGUCAGCAUAAGGGCUGCAGCAGUGUGUUGGUGGUCGGGAAGCUCCCCAAAUGCCGUGACCUCACCUUUAGUUUGGCCCUAAUGUCCAGCAAAUCAAAGUCUGCUUUGGACUGAUAUAUAAGGCAAGAAGCUUAAAAGAAAAGGUUUAGAAAAGGAACAAAUCCCCACCCCCAAAGUAAAAUACAAAAUAUAACAAUAUAGCAAAGAGCAUAUAUAUAGCAAAUAUAGCAAAUAAGCAUAUUGUACAGCUUUAAUAUUUGUCCAACUUCUUGCUUAUCUGAAAAUCAAUAUGAUUUUUAAAAAAGAAAAUUAGAGAAAGUGUCUCUGAUUUUGAAUACCUGUGCAUCUCCUGAAACUUUCUCCUGCAUGGAGGCAUUAGGACCCAGCUGUGAAUUGGGCUUUGGCUUACUUGGGGAGAUGUUUACCUGCACUAUGCAAGAGCAACAGGGGCAGAGCAGGGGUGGUGGAAGGAGCAGAGAUGCCCUCAUAUAUUUUGGGAGGGUAUAUUGGCCUUAUUGAGAAGGAGAAUUUAUCUUGUCCAGAUGUGUUCCUAGGCUUAUGUAUUUGAGCAGAACUAGAAUAUCAUUUAAAUCAAUAAAGAUUUUGCAUUUAGUAAAUUUCAGACUUGGGCAAGGGCUGCAGUCCAAUUUCAUAAUUUUACAGCAUUUAUGAAAAAGAGCACUUUUUAUUUCACCAUUUUCAGUUUCUAACCUCGACAACAUCUCUAAAAGCAUCUAAGCAUGUACGCAGAUAAGUGUAGAGUUCUCCGUUUCUUUGAAAUUUAUACGUCAGUGUCCUAAAGUUUGGGUUCUUUUAUGUAGUAUUCAAAAAGAUGAUUGUAGUAUUUAGUCUAUGGGAGAGUCCAUUCCAGAGUUAAUUUGUAACUAAAGCAAAUGAAUCUAUAAAAAGAAGAACGGUUACAUAAGAAAUAUGUCAAGAAAAAGGAGGCCCUGAUAAGGGCUAUCUGAACCAGUUUGAUCCCAGUGAUUUUAUGGCUUUGGAAUUCAAUUAUAGGUGUGCUGGGAGUAGCAAAUCACAAUUCUGUAAAUUAAUGGGACACAAAUAUCUUUAUCAAAUUCUGUGUGUGUUCACAUGCUGCAAAGUUCAAUCCUGCCUUCCGUAAAUAAACUCUUCGGAGCUACGCUGUAUACCUCUGCUGAAACUGAAUGCCAAAGCAACAGAAGUGCAGAUACAGCACUGACUGAAUCAUUUUCCAAACACGCACACUGAUAUGAAAUACUAUGUUAAACAAGAUUAGCAAAAUCAAUUGGUUUUUCCUUCUGGGAAGCAUUUUACUUUACACUAGCAGCAUUUUUUUCUUCUGCAGAUGUCACAAUCCUUGGUAUUAAAUAAGGCAGAGGAUUCAAAGUAUGGUAGCGAUGUGUUCAGAUAAAUUGCACCUACUCAAAUGUGUGUGGUGCCUAUGGUCCGUCUUCUCUCCAUGUGGCUUUAUCUAAUGUGGGUAAUGCCUUUCUUCUUACUUAAAGUAAAGAGAUUAGCUUCAGAUUAAUUGCAAAUUAAAUUCCGUGAUGUAAUCUAUAUAGAUUUUUGUUCUUAAAAAUGCCUACGCCUGUCUUCUCAUAAGAAUUAAUCAGCACCACUUUCCAGUCAUUUACAGCAUUAUCCUAUGCAUGUCUCCUCAGAAGCAAGCUCCACUGAGUUCAUUGGGUCUGAUUCCCAGAUCUCAGAUUGCAGCCUUGAAAGAGAAAGAGCUUUUCCCUUGAAAUUUAGUGGGCAUGUAAUGUGAUGUAAUUAAGGAUAUGUUGGGCACGGUGCUCUCAUUAAGGAGAUGUCAGGCAUGGCGCUCUCAUUACUCUGGAUUGCUUUAUUACACAUCUAAACUUGAAUAACUCCGUGUGUGGUGACUGUUGUUAAUGCAGGAGAGAAAGUGAAAGAUUGCCAUUCUAGUUGGGGUUAAUCUUGUGUUACAGACACUUCAAAUGCAUAAAUGAAUUUAAGUUUCACAUUUGAAAAUUGGGGAGAGGAUAGACAGGUCACAGUUCCCUGAAAUGGGGCAAUUAUACUCAUAUUUUCCAUGUAGUGAAAGAAACAGACCACAUUUCUUUCACCACAUUUGCACAUUGUGCUAAGCCUUACUUUAGUAUGAGGUGCGCAAGCAGGAAUGAACUGCAGACAGCCCUUCUCCUGCACAGCCCGGAGGAAGAGUUUGGAACUGUUGCCUCCUUUCCCCCUUAACCAGGGUUGCUUGUGUUAUCAGGUGUGGCAAAUGCUAUUAACACUAACUGUGGUUAAUAUCAAAGAAACCAACUUCCAACCAAGGUUUAUGAAGUGGGCUUAUUGAAGUGAACCAUAGUUAGUGUUAACCACAAUUCUGGAUCCAGACAACAUGGCAAACUGUGGUUAACUAAAAAGCAGAAGUGAAAGCUUCUAAGGAGGGAGACUAUAAGCCCAAAACUAUUUAUACAAGAUGAUUUAGCAUAGAAAAGGUGCAUGGUGUAUUUGGAGAGCCAUAUUCCCAACUGCACACAGUCAUUUUGUUGCUCACAUGCACCGAACCUGUGCCUAACAUGGCCUGCAAAGCGCAGUGUCUGUCUUGGGCAAUGGGUCUUACAACCUGGCUAGCAUAUCUGAUGUGGUCAGCUUCCUUUUCUUUUCUUUUUUGCAAUCAGCCACUUUUAGUAGGUGUGUAGAGGGUCAAGAUCACGGAUCAUCUAUGUUAGGAGUGCUGUUGUAGUUUGAAAUUAUGAUGAAAGGUUUGGUUGGUUAAGUGUGUGUUUCCCUUUUGUUUGAAGUGGUUUUAGAUUAUUAGGGAAGUAGUGGGGAAUCUUAUGCAGCUGAACCGAAGAGAGUUAGGGGUAGGAGACAGCAUGUAUAGAACAGUUGUUAUGAAAGUUAAAGGGCUUAUCUGAAAUUCCAGACACAGGUCCCAAUCCAAAGAAAAAUAAUGCCUGUGGUAUUUUGAAAUUAAUGGAACUUAAAUGAGCCAUAGCUUAACAUGUCUCAUUGCUUUCAUUGGAAAGUGAGCUUAAUUAUAUUCUCUGAAUUGAAGCCCUUCAGUUAAAUAACAAAACUAUAUCCAAAGGAAUACAGUAGUACCUCAGGUUAAGUACUUAAUUCGUUCCGGAGGUCCGUUCUUAACCUGAAACUGUUCUUAACCUGAAGCACCACUUUAGCUAAUGGGGCCUCUUGUUGCCGCUGCGUCGCUGCUGUGCAAUUUCUGUUCUCAUCCUGCAGCAAAGUUCUUAACCUGAAGCACUAUUUCUGGGUUAGCGGAGUCUGUAACCUGAAGUGUAUGUAACCUGAGGUACCACUGUAUUGUUUUAGGAGUAAAAGUUAAAAAAUCCCAAACACUUAGAGGCACCUUCUUAAGCCUGGGACUGCUAGAAGAAAAGACUUAGAGAAAUGCUUUUUGGUUAUGUAUCUGUUUUCCUUAGCACACUUCUUUCUUUCCUUUUGAUUGCUAGGCAUACUGCUUUAGGCAUCUAUCAAGACCUCAGUACCAUAUACUGUCAAAAUAGAUGGAACUCCUUGCUCCAGAAUCUUGCCACCGUUGUUUUCCUUAUCUGUGAAGGAAGCACAACUACUCCCAAUGGAGAAAUUUCAUGCUGGCUUGGUCUUAAAAUAAAGUUUAAAAAAAAAUCUGAGGGAAAGGUCACUUCCUAAUAACUGUGACAAUCUGAAUUCCCAGGGAGCUUCAGGAAUGAUGCUACAUGACUACUGCACUGACAACUUUCCAGUAAUAAGUUGUUGAAAUGCUGCCAGGGAAAGUUCUUCGCAUUCAGGCAAAAUUAGUGGAAUAAGGACAUGAACGUCAGCACAUAAUGGUUCAGUUUGUUCUUGGGUUGACAUACAUGCCUCCUAUUUGUCUUUAGAGCACCUUUCUUCUUCUGGCAAUGAUUUUUCCCAGCACUCCUGGUGACUUGCCUCAAGAGUUGGGUGUAAAACUAGUGGGAAAUGAAAUUGGGCAACCUAGCACCAAUAGUGGAAUGGUCUCCUUUUCCUCCAUUCUAGGAAAUGAUCUCCUCAUAAUAAAGUUAUUAAUUAACUAAACCAGGAACUGUCAGAGCUGUCACUCCUUCAAGCAGACUACAGAUUCAGAAAAAUUAUGUAAUGGUUGCCCAUGGCUUGAAAUAACUUUUUAAAAAAACUGUAGAUACAGAGUAGUCCGAGUUCAAGUAAAUCUAGUAGCCGCAAAUAGGUCCUGCUAAAACAACUUGAUCCAUUGACGUCAGCAGUACUUAAACAUGAAAGAAUCACACUCUCUUUCCUUAGAACCUGCAUUAGAUUUGUGAGCAGUGGCCAUCAAUUUGACUGCAUAAAACUUGCAGGUGUCAAGGUAACUAGGUAACUACAACUUAUCCAAUCCUGCAGAACACUUCCAUUAAACUUCAUUGCCAUUGACUGCAAUGUCAAUAGCUGGUUUGCAGUGUAUGGUGAGAAACACCCUUGUGUUGUUUGGUGCUUUAAAAUUACCUUGCUUUUAAUUGAUUAAUUAAUUAAUUGCCUUGGAAAUUUUUUUUGUAUUAAGUGACUAACAAAUGUAACAAGUAACAGUAAGAAUUAUGUGCGAAUCUUCACCCAGUCAGGCAGCUCCUGGGUGGCACCGGGGAAAUUGCUGCCUCUCAGCCUAAUUUACCGCAUAGGGUUGUGCUGAUGCUAAAUUAGGAUGCUAAGCUCCUUGGAGAAAGGUAGGGUACAAAUAUAAAAAACAGCACUCAGCUGUAGUAUUCAUAAAAAAUGUUCUGUUUCGAUUUAAAGAUAGCUAUGAUGUGAAAUAAGUAUUAUUAUUAUUGUUAGUCAACAGCCUCAUGCAGAAGCCUUUAGGUUGCGAAGUCAUUAAUGGUGGAGUCAUUAGCUUCCUAGAUAGACACUUUGAAUAAUCAUAUUGAUGAUAUGAUAAUAGAUGCACAUUCAAAUUAUAAGUUGCCCACUUUUAAUAUUUAAGUUAUGCUCUGGCUAUAUUAUUGAUUUACAUCUGUACUCCAUAAUUUAUUCUUGUGAUUUACAUUCUUAUGAUUUAUGUUUUGGAGUAAUAAUAAUAAUUAUAAUAAUGCUUGGCUUGUUCAAAGUAUGUGAGUAUUUUAAGAGCAUCACAUUUGUAAUCCUUAACAGCCCUGUAAGCUAGGUCAGCAUUACCCCCAUGAGGCAGUUGAAGGGAAAGUGACUUGCCUCAAGUCACCUAGUGGCUUGAUAGAAAAGGAGAGAUUUGAACUGAAGGCUCCCAUUUCAUGGCUUUGUCUCAGUGCUACUAUGCUACACUAGUUCUCUGAGCUACUUAUUAAACCAUAAUCAGCCAUGCUUGAAGGUACUUGUUAAACCAUAAGCUCAAGUCUGCUCAAGUCUCUCAUAGUCGUCUCGUUGUCCAGGUCUCAAUUCAUGCCUUGUCGUGUGUCAUGUCUUGACACCCACCGCAGACAGUUUUGUAACAUUCUUCCAAUACAUAACCAUACUGUCUUCAUGUGCUCAUGACAUAAUCUAUUCCCUUGCCCAUGCUGUGCUUUGCUUUUUGGAUGUGGUAAUGAAAUGCAUGUCUUUUUCCACUUGCACGCCUACCUACUUUGCUUGAGCAUGUUCAAAAGGAAUGCAUGUCGCUGUCUAGUGGAGUGGUACAUUUCCUCUUAGCUAUGUUUAAAAAGUUUAUUUUAACAUAAUUAAAUCCUUUCAUAGGCUUGUAUGUAUCAUAAGAGCAGGAAGAUUUCUUGCCAUUUAUCUUCCUUGGUUUCAAUAUUAUUACAGACAUCAUCUGAUCAUCCAAUGAAUUUUUUAUGCUCUUUGUUUGUGAGCAAUUUUAAUUUUAAAAUUUUGUUAGUAAUCUGAACCCCCCCCCCCCCACUCUUCCAGGUAAUGAGGCAGUUCCUAUCCUAUGGAUUAACUUCAAGAAUAAUUCCUCCUAAAUAUGAACAGAUAUACUAAUGACAUUUGAAGGCAGUGAAUGCUACAGGUGUAGCAAUCCUGGAGAAAUAUCAGAUCAUACAUCGUGUUCUGACUUCAUUACUGGUGUAGCUUGAAUCAAUUUUUUUAACAUCCGAUAGCCAGUCACUUAUGAUUAAUUAAUUUAUUGAUUCAUAUGAACGUCUUCCUUUCUGGUGUUAUCUCAAUAAACAAAUUUGCAUUGUACAAGAGCAUUCACGUAUUUAAAACAGUGGGUUAUAUCCAGGAGCUGGUUCACUGAUGUACAUUCAUUACAAAAUAUUAAAUGGUAAGCUUUUAGCCUGGUUGCUGUCCAGAAAGGCAUAAUUUUUUUUCUUAAUUAUAUUGGAAGUGUUAGCUAGCUAGAUUCCAGGAUUUGUGUGCUUAUCUUACUGAUCCCUUCUUCCCUUGGCCUCAAGUUCCUUGUAUCUCUAUAUCUGCCCCUCAUCUCUCACACAUUCUGGUUCUCCAAGGCUCAAUACUUUAGCUGGGCUAGACUAUACUAAAUUAUACAUGUUUGCAUACUUAGUAAAAUGUUCAGAAUUGCAAGCUUCAGUUUCCUUUUCUGAAAGCAUCUCAUACCAAGGGCACUCUGAAAACUUAAUUAAGAUUGCAGUCCUAUACAUGCUUACCUGAGGAUAAGUCACACUGGACACAUUGCAAAGUCCACCUUAUCAUUUAAAAGUUGGACUUUCCCAUGUGAAGGGCCAAGACAGAGUGAUUGUCUGAAUUUCCUAUUUCAAGGUCAACUGAAAAGUUCCAAAAAAGGACUGUCCUUGCUGAAAACCAUAUGCUUCAUGGAAAUCAUGUGAGAGCUCUUACAUUUGCCUUAUUUCACAAAGGACAGGAACGACAGGAUGUGGGAUGCUGCUGCCUCUAAGGACCCAUCUUGGAUAUAAAAUGGUUCCAGUUGGAGAGUUGUAUAUGGAAGGAAUGCAGGAAGUGUACUAUUCCUGGUCUUCUGCUUUUACUUUCCAGUUGCAGUCGGGAUCACCCAUGGAUCCAUCCAGAGUUUAUUUUAGGGCAUCUUCUCAAGUGUAGAUAGCAUAUCCUACAAGCUUUUCAAACAAAGAGUUUUGAGUGGGGCUUUCAAUAACUGCCGAAGCUAUUCCCCUGCUUCCUAUGCUCUUUGUCAUUGCUCUUUAGGAUGUCAGAUGCUGAUUCAGGGGUUGUAAUUUUUUUGGUCUGUUGAGGAGCCAAACAGCACAGUCACUCCGUUACGUAAUACGCCCCCACUAGAACCACAUGACAAUUAGCAGCAGUACCAGGCAUGCUUCGGGGUAACAAAAAGUCAGAGUGAGAAUUUCAUAGUUCCUCAUGUAGUUCUUCCUUCAGGGGGAAAAAUGAUGGCAGUGUAUUUUUAGAUGGCAGAAAUCUUGCCCCAUAAGUGAAAAUAGACCUUACAUCUUCCAGAUCUUCUGCCUAUAUGAUAUAGGGCCGCACAAUGUUCUGGUAAAAUGAUAGCCAAGCAAAUACUACAUCACCACCUCCCCUCCAUGAGCAGCUUACUUUGUAUGCUUCCCAAAGCAGGCUAAGGUGAACAAUUUUGAGUUUCACACAGAAGCAGUAGACCUGUCCAAGUGUAAAACUUCAUAUGGAAUAAAUGCCUUACAGAAGUGUGCUUUGCGGCAUUCUCAAAAUACUCUGUGUCUGUGCUGCUUAAAAUAUAUACUACAAAACUUGUUAAACAAAACUGACACGUGUCAAAAUGAGAUGUUUCAGCUUUAAGUGGAAAACCACAAAAUAAUAUGUACAUGGAACUAAAUUCUACCCUUUUUCUUCCUUCCUUCCUUACUUAUACUAAGCAGGUAUUACAGUAUAAUUUAUGUUAAAAAACCAAGCUCCAUUCAAAUUACUGAUCCUACUCCUCCAAAGCCUUGACUUUCGGCAUGUUAGACAAAAAGGGCACAGAAACAGAGACUUCCUCCUUUUGUGCUUUUCAAAGAAAAUACAUGGACUUUUGCCCUUUGCAUAUUUUGUAAGAAUUCUGGGCAAGGAGAUGACUCAGUGUCUUGGUAGCAGAACAUAUAACCUUUAAGUUCAAAAGCCAUGCGUUUACAUCCUGAAAUAUGCAUAGGUUGAAAUCUUCAAGUCUCUUUAUUAUAUCAUCCUUUAAGAAGAUUUUCCCUGUACAUGACAAUAUUUUGAAAUCCCAUUCACCAAUGUUAAAUUUCCAGUGUAUAGACUUCAUUAAAUAAUUCCUAACAGAAAUAUCUACCUCACUGUUAUAUUUUUUUAGUGUAGCUGAAGAACAAGCUCACAUGGCCAAUCAACUUGAUUUUCAUCCAAGGCUUCAUCCAGUUGUGCUACAAUUACAAAUACAGAAUUACCAUUAAGGAAGAACAGGAUUUGCAGCCAAAAUGACACCACAGGAACCUUUAGAAAGCAAAGGAUGUUUAGGUACAACCAGCUCUGCCUGUUGAGAAGUCAGUGAUGCUGUUGAUCAAAACCUAAAUCUUUCAGCUGUUAAUCAUGAAUUUAAUAUUAUUGAUAAUGAAUUAAGAAUAAAUAAAUAAUAUGCGCCACUUUUUCCACAGUAGGCUGUGUGCAAAGCAGUUCACAGGAAACAUCAUCUUGUUAGUAAAAUACAACACCACAUUUGGGGGGGGGGGACACCACAAUUUGUUAUAAAACUUAUUAACACAUUAAGAGCAUAAGAUUGGCUGGAUCAUGCCAUAGCUCCAUCUAGUCUGGUUUCCUGGUUACCACAGUGACCAACCAGGUGUCUAUAGUCCACAAGCAGAAAACCUGCAUGACUGUGAGCAGGGCAGUACACUAUAGACUGCAUAGUGGCUUGCACUAUAGCCUUUCUACAUUUUUGCAAACCUACAAAUAAGUGUCUCAGGAACAGCUUCCUAAUCGGUUAGAGGCUUUACUUACUAAAUUUAUAUAGGACCACCCCAAUAACAUGGCUUUUGGGGGUGGCUCACAAACAUAAGAUGAUAAAAUGCAGUUAAAGCACAGUCCUAAAACAACAAGAUAUAUAACACAGUAACAACUUCAAGCCUAUCAUUUCCGACAGAGAAAAUAAACCAAAUGACUAAAAAGAAUUCAUAACAUGUAAACCAAAUUGGGGGUGGGUGGGUGCUGAUUUACUCAGUAGAGUGUCGAAUUCAGAGAAGCCUGGGUUUAAAUCUACAAUGAGACAUGAAAUUCACCUGUGACCUUGGGCUAGUCAUCAUCUCUCAGCCUAACCAGCUUCACAAGGAUGCUGUGAAGGUGGAAGGUUCUGUGUGCCAUUCUGAGAUCUUUGGAGGAAGGGUAAGAUAAAAAUGUAAGAAUGAUGGAAUGGCAGGUGGUGACAAAGUUGUUGCAGGCAGAGUGAUCUGUGUCACAAGUAGUUAGUUCUUCUACAAGUGGGAAACAUUGAUCUCCCCCUGAUUUAAUCGUGAUUUUAAAACCUGCAUAUAUAAUGCAAAACUGAGCUUAAUUGCAUGCCCUGAAUUGAAUAAAGAGGGAAAUAUUGUAAUACUUGGAUUUAGAAAAGGAGCUAAAUUACACCUAGUUCGACAUUAGUAUAGAAUUUGCAAAGUUUCGAGAGUUCCCAUUUUAAGCUGAGACGGUAGAGCAAGAGACUCUUAAUCUCAGGGUUGUGAGUUCAAAUCUCUCAUUUGGGGGGAAAGAUUAUUGCAUUGCAGGGAUUCAGCUAGAUGACCUUUGUGGUCCCUUCCAACAAUUCUAUGAUCCUCAGUGCUUAUGCAUUCACAGUUCGUGGAGUGCUUUAUCUACACCCAUUUGUGUAUAUAGCUACCAACUGAGGUUAAAACUAUUCAUUUGAUGAAGUUUGUCCAUGGAAGUUUGUGCUAUACUGAAUGUCUUGGAACUCUCUCAUUUUCACUCUGUUACACAAGAGCAACAUCAUUUUAGUUUAGACUCACUGCAGUGGAAGUAGAUGAAUCUCUCUCCCUCUCCCACAUAUGCAAACAAGGUACAAUAAACACAAGGUGUUUUCUGCCCAUGUGCAUGUUCAUACAAGUUGGCAUUUGUAACAAGGGAUUUGUUUGGUUCAAAAGUGCAGUUGCAUGAAAUGGCUUUGGUUUAUCAACAAAAAGUGGCUAGUUUGUUUUUCUUGAGAUUGUGCAGGUGAGAAAAUAAAGGCUUGUUAAGGGGAAGUCUUAUCCUUCUAUGCACUCUGCUAGCACAAGCUUUCAUGUCAGUUGUACAGGUUCCUCAUGGACUUCUGGGUGAAAGCUGACAGGUGUUGGGUAGAUGCCAGUUCAGAAUGAUACAUUCAGGGAUGGUUUCACAAAAGGGGAGAAGCUGGAAUUAGACACACAGAAAUUAAGAAGAGUCAAUCAAAAAGAUAAAGGUGACAUAGGAAAUAUUGCUCAUAUUAUCAGAAACCCAGCUCCCCAGUGAAAAUUAAUGCCCUUUUUUGCUCUUUCUCAGUUGCUUUGCAGUACUGUAUCUUUAGUUUUAGCAGACAUUAAACUAAUGUAUACAAGUUAACCACUUAAACUUAGUAUCAUAGAUAUUUCUGAAACGGUAUUAGGAACCCUGAAGUACUGUUCCAUGGUGCAGCAAUAUUUUCAGUUUGGACAUCUCUAAUAUGCAAUUGGCAUAUUCAAAUAAUAGAAAUGAAAAGUUAUUAAUUCUGCUUUAGCACUCUUAACUGUGAAAUAAACCCAUUUAUCUGAGUUCUUCUAAGGUAAAGGUAUACUCAUUAGAAAAGCAUAUCUUCAGUUUAUGGAAAAAUGAGUAAAGAAAAAUAGAUGACCUCCCAAAAGUAUACUUCAGGUGAAAUAUUAAUGUACUUACUAGAGAAUAAAUCUUAUGAAACAUAGUAGGAUGAACUUCUGAGUAAACAUACACAGAACAGCAUCGUACAUAGUUUUGUUCCACAAAGAAUACUUAUCCAGAAUUUCCUUCAUGUUCAAUCAGAUGAGCUUGAAAUGACAAGUGAAAUAGAUUAAAAUAAUAGGUACUGCUCCCUGUUUCAUCUCAUUAAAUACUGGUAGGCAACUAAUGUAAAGGUAAAGGGACCCCUGACCAUUAGGUCCAGUCGUGGCCGACUCUGGAGUUGCGGUGCUCAUCUCGCUUUACUGGCCCGGGAGCUGGAGUACAGCUUCCAGGUCAUGUGGCCAGCAUGACUAAGCCACUUCUAGCAAACCAGAGCAGCGCACGGAAAUGCCGUUUACCUUCCCGCCGGAGCGGUACCUAUUUAUCUACUUGCACUUUGAUGUGCUUUCGAACUGCUAGGUUGGCAGGAGCAGGGACCGAGCAACGGGAGCUCACCCCAUCACGGGGAUUUGAACCGCCGACCUUCUGAUCAGCAAGCCCUAGGCUCUGUGGUUUAACCCACAGCGCUACCCGCGUCCCUUCAGCCAACUAAUGUAUUUGCAUGUAAUGCUAAGCCAAACCAUUGUUUAGUGCAAACAAGAACACCUGCAGGCUCCCAGAAUGGAAGUUGAGGCAGCAUUGCUCCUUCCUGCUUGUUCUGCUGCUGUGCUGUGUUAAGCCAUGGUUUGGUUUAGCAUGCAAUUCAAGCCUGUGUUUGUGGUUUAGCUCUCUCCAGACAACCCACAAGAUGCAACCAAGGCUUGUCAUAUGGCUUCCAGCUUGUGGUUUAUCUAGGAGAGCUAAACCAUGAGCCCAGGUUUGAAAGUCAUGCUAAGCCAAAGCAUGACUUAGGUCAGCAGAAGAGCAGAGUGCUUGUGAUCUCUUCUGUGAGAGCCCACACAUUUGAUCCUUCCCACUCUGCCAUGAUUUGGCUAGCUGGUAUGAGUUUUGUAAUCAUAAAAACUGACCUCUUAGCGAAAACCUUUGCUCCAGCUGGCAAAGAUCAGGAACUAAUUGUGUCAAGCUACUAAAUAUGGAACUAGGUCUCCUUCUGGCACAUUAAUGACACAUUAAUGGCACAAUUUCAAGGGAAAUACUUUUUUUAAAAAAAUAAGUAAGACAUACUGUUAAACUCCACUCUUCCCCUUCCCCUUUGACAUUGGCACUAAGCCAAGCUGAGUGAGAGAUGCUUGAAAUGCAAGAUCACCUUUCCCCACCUGUGUAGUCUCACUGAUGUUAGAAUUAGGCACUCCACGUGUGUGGGCAGCGCACAUACAACAAAUAUGGCUGCCACAAGUUUGGGCCUACAUUAAAACUUAGCUAAUCAUAGUAUGGCUUUGCUCCAAAGAGUACAUAUUAGGACUUGAAAUUUGACUUUUGGCUUCUUUACACAUUACGUUUUUAGGCAUACACAAAAAUGUUUUCAAUGUAUCUAGUAUGUCAAAUGGUGAAUGUGACAAAACAGGCAUUGUGAAAAUAUGUGCAUUAUACUUGUACAAUCGUCAGGGAGCUAGGGUUAGCCGGAGCUUCCUUGGAAGCGUACGUUCAGUGUCAGACGAAUGUUUGCUGAUAUGUAAUGUGUGAAACAACUAUUUCUUGGGGAUUAAAAAAAAUUCUGUAUGUCUGGAGAUGCAGGCACCUGGAACUAUAACACUAGCAUUGCCAUAGCAUUUUUCCAGAUCUAACUUGCACACCUGCUAUUAGCCAAAAUUUAAUAGACCUGGGAGAUCUGGUCAGAGAUCUGUAUUACCUAAUUUAGUUUGGCCCUAAGUAGGCAUGAUGGGUAACUUGUGAUCUUCCUGAGUAGCUACUAACAAAUUAUAGCCUAUAGCAAAGUCAUAAAGGCUGCUGUUGUGCCAUCAUAAACAAAUAAAAUCUUUAAGCUUGUUAAUUAUUGAGUUGAGUUUACCACACCAAAUUCCUGAGCUACUUAUGUGGAAGCCAGUUCUCUUAAAACUGAAUGGGGCCAAUCUUCAAAUAAAGAUAAGGAUAUUGAAAUGAUUUGCAGCGCAACCCUAAGCGUGUUUCAUCAGGAGUUCAGCCGGGGUAUUUAGAACUGGUGGAGUAGUACUUAAUAUUAAUUAUGUCAAAUUAUUUCCCUCGCAUGUAGACUGAGUAGCUAACAAAAGUAUUACAAUGACUGUAGGAUACUUUGACAUCUGUGCUGUACUUAUAAGAGACCUGCAGGCCAAAACAUGUCCAUUGUAAAAAAUAAUCCAUAAAGUUUAACACAGAAUUACAAAAUCAGUAAAACAAACACUUUUACUUGUCUGCCUGCCCACACAUACUGUCCAAUACAAUCCUGUCUGCAUGGAAAUAAGCCUGUUGAGUUCAAUAGUACUUGUUGUUGUUUAGUCGUUUAGUCGUGUCCGACUCUUCGUGACCCCAUGGACCAGAGCACACCAGGCACUCCUGUCUUCCACUUUCUCCCGCAGUUUUGUCAAACUCAUGUUGGUAGCUUCGAGAACACUGUCCUCUGUCGUCCCCUUCUCCUUGUGCCCUCCAACUUUCCCAACAUCAGGGUCUUUUCCAGGGAGUCUUCUCUUCUCAUGAGGUGGCCAAAGUAUUGGAGCCUCAGCUUCACGAUCUGUCCUUCCGGUGAGCACUCAGGGCUGAUUUCCUUAAGAAUGGAGAGGUUUGAUCAAUAGUACUUACUCCUGUGUAAAUGAGUAUAGGGCUGCAAUCUAAGUUAGUCCUGUGUGUGUUUGUUUGUUUGUUUGUUUGUUUGUUUAUUAUGUUUAUUUACAACUCUUCAUCAUUCAUGUUCCCAAAGUGGGUAACGAUCAUUUAAAUGCCAUGACAAAAUCAAAAUAAGCAAAUUUGCUGUAAAACACAAUAUAAAUAGUCAGCCAGCCUAAAAGGCAAUAAAAGAGCUUCCCUCUAUUGAGGUUUACAAAAAUUGCCGCGCUAGUUACCUCAAGGCAAUUCUUGUUUGCUUGAGGCAACUAAGUGGUGACUAUUUGCAAGCAUGGUUUAACAAUAUUUAUACCGUAACGUGGAGAUCAUGUGAUUGAACACGGAUACUUUAGUGCUAUGGAAAUCUUUAUAUUUAGUAACACAUGCUUAGAAUUAACUAUGUUUUUAAAAAGUGUAGGCCAGUUUUAAGAUUUACUAAUUAGCAGUUGUAUUUAAACAGAACGUUCAAAUGGAAUAUAUCUUUAAGGCUGUAAUCCUAUGCAUACUACAGUGGUACCUCGGGUUACAUAAACUUCAGGUUACAUAUGCUUCAGGUUACAGACUCCGCUAACCCAGAAAUAGUACCUCGGGUUAAGAACUUUGCUUCAGGAUGAGAACAGAAAUCGUGCUCCGGCGGUGCGGCAGCAGCAGGAGGCCCCAUUAGCUAAAGUGGUGCUUCAGGUUAAGAAUGUACCUCCGGAACGAAUUAAGUACUUAACCCGAGGUACCACUGUAGUGGGAAAAUGGAGUAAGGAUUGCAGAGUCACUUGGGAGAAGGACUUAUUGAAUUCUGUGGGACUUCUGAGUAGAUAAGGAUAGAAUUGCACUGUAAGUAGCUUUUGGCAGUGGGGUUGUUUUCCUUUUAUCACCUUGUUAUUCCAGAUGCUGAACUGUAAGUAAUAGCAUUUUAUUUCUUGAAAACAAACUGAUCUUAGGUGAGUGAUAAGCAGAUUUUUACAUCUCUGACCACCCAUCCAGUACAUGCUGAAAGCAUCCAAAUUCCACAUAUUUUAAAGCAGCAUGAUAGUGCAAUCCCAUACAUGUCUGCUCAGAAGUAAGUUCCAUUGAGCUUAAGGUAAGUGUUAUAGGAGUUCAGUCUUAGCAAAAUACAUAGGAUUUCAAGCUGCCGACCUCUGAGUUGAAGUAUGUAUUUUCUCUUAACCUCCUCUCUCCAAAAUACAGAAUUUGGACCAUUGUGCAUUAUUUGAACUUUUUGAGCCCUUGUAAACUUGUAGAAAAUGCAAGAAUUGUUUUGAUAUCAAAGAAUUCUAAAGUAAGGAGCAGAAUGCCAAAUCACUGUAUAAUGUACACCCAUAGCAGAAUCCACAAAGUUCAGUGAGACUUACUAUCCAAGCAAUAAUGACUAGGAUGACAUCAUGAGUUACUAUAAAAUUUACACCAGUGAAGUCCAUUGGGUAGAUUUGAGCCUAAUUUGCUUCAAAGGUGCUUAUGGGGAUAUAAACUGGGAUUCCCCUGUAUAUGCUGCCCCUGAACUUCUUGAAAGAAGAGCAGGAUACCAAUAAAGUAAAUAAACAGAUGAAGUUAAUGUGUUUCUUUAAAAAAAUGUGUUCAGCUGCAUGUAAUAUUUGGAAUUGCUUUAUAAAAUUGAUAAGUGAGCAUUUUGUCUCCCUUCAAAUGUGUGCUUGUUUCUCUGACAAAGAAGCUUCUUUUACUGAUUCAGUUCUGUCUCACACGUGAUUAACUUUCGUGAUAAUGCAGCUGGUCAGAUCAAAAUGAUAUGUUCUUAUGCAUGUUUCCUUUUAAAGCAUAUAUAUAUAUAUAUAAAAAACAUACCUUGGCUGAAAAGAGAUUUCCAUGUUGACUGCAAAGAAAAGAAAGACCUCCAUCUAUUUCAAAAGUAAACGAAUGUGUUGGCUGUGUGUAGGGAGUACUAGUUAGGACUUGAAUGACCUGACUGGCAAAUCUUGCACUUAUCUGGCAAAUCUUGCGCUUAUCUUUGCAAUAUGUAAAUUCUGGGACAAAUUUUCCUCUUAAACUGUCUGUGAGGUUGCUGAAGAGCUGAAAAACAGGACGUUAUCAUUUGGAUGGUAUGCAGUCAGUUUAGGGUCGAUUGCUGCAAUAUUCCCACAGUUGGUCAUCUGAUCUGGUCCAGCCUGGGGCCUGAUCAAAACUUCAAAAGUAAGGAACUCUAAUCCAAGACUGUCCCAAAACAAAGGAUACAUUAGACUUUAAAGGCGCAUCAGUGGUCUCUGAUUUGUUUCUCCACUUUGCUGGGCAAAAUGGCUUUUCAUGGCUUCAACCUGUAUCUUGUGAGGCCUCUUCUGAAAAGGGCUUUCCAGGACCCAGCAUCUUUCCAGUUUCUGCUCAGUGGCAAAUCUCUAUCUUGUGGACAAUGUGAUCAAACUGGUGGUGACUGUUCUCCAAAUGUUUUCGGACAAUCUUGUAGACACAUUUCAACCUCCCUUCUGUUUGGUUCCUGUGGUGGAUGAUGUGUGCCAAGUAAUGGACAGGAUGAGCUGGAUAUUUUGAUCUGUAAAAGAUGCCCUCUCCCUCUCUUCUUUCUAUUGGGGGGGCACAUGUAACUUUCAAAGUGCUGAAAAGGUGCUUGGAGUUGGUUGUGGGCUGAAUUAUGGCUAAGAAACUGAAGUUGUGGUCAGACAAGAUAAAGGUCAGUAGGUUAUCAACCCAAGAAAGUGGUGUUUCUUUUUUUACAUAUGAUGCGAGCAACCGAGAGAGAGGGGAGGGGAAAGGGAGAGGUGGCAGGGAGGUUGGCUCAGUGUAGGCACAUUGGUUUGGCUCCGCCACUGUGCCCACACCACACCAACCUCCCUGCCACUUCACCCCUCUUGGUUGUCAGCAGCGACCUCCACAUUAUGAAGCCGUACUCUGCCGGCCACUACCAUAUGGAGUUUAACUGUGUGCUGUACUACUGCACGAUGGUCCUUCCCACGCUGUUCAUGAGCUAUUAAUGAAACGGGCAGAUUAAAAAUCCAUGUGCUGUUUCUUCCCCCCAAAAUAUUUUUAGUAAAUAGUGUUUUGCCAGUCCUUUAGGUCAAGCAUCCUUAAUUUGUGAGUGUGAUCCAUCAAGCCAAACACAACCCACCAGUCCUGUACAGGCCCAUGGCUGUUGGAGAAACAGAACAAUUAUUUAGUCCAAAACAGAUAAACAUGCACUCACUAACACCCAGUUCCAGGACAAGGUUUUCAGAGGCAAUGUCAAGUUGACAGAGGGGGGAAAAUAUUUAGCCAACUAACGCAGAAAAGGCACUGUGCUACAUAUGGCUCAUCGCUACUUGUACUUCAAAAGUACAACAGGUAAGUGGAUGGCUGAAGAUUGUAGUCGGGGACUUGCAGUGGAAUGCUAAGCCUGCUGAUUAAUAUAGGCUAUGCUUUUAAUGUCAAGGUCUCAGAGUGAAGCAUAAGUCAAUCAAUGGGACUUUCUUCCGGGUAAACAUGGUGGGGAUCUGCAGAACUAUAAACACACACAUGAGUUGUGUCAUAUGAAUCUAUUAUAAUUAAGAUGAAGGAAGUACUGCAAAAACCCCCAUUAAAAUUCACUUGCCACUUUUAUACAGUUAAUUUUGAUUGCUACCUGCAAUUUGAUCUUUAGUGAACUUUGACAGUGAACUCUUUUUCCUGUUUAAGGGCAUAACUGAAUGGGGUCAGAUGUGUUCUGAGUUCACUGGUUAUGCUCCCUCUGCUGACUCCGCAGCAGCACAGCUAAACAGCAAUGGAUAGGAAGAAGGUCAGGGAGAAACGGUGCAAAACAGGAGCAUAGCAGUUGACCAGACUUAAACAACAACACAGCACAAGGCAGACUAUGCAUACAUAAUAGUCCAUGCUAGCUGGGUGGAACUGAAAGGAGUAUACAAUGCCCUGUUUUCCACGCUGAUUUUAAAUACAUACAUACAUACAUACAUACAUACAUUCUAUAUUCUGACCAAAUAACAAUUACAUGAUAUUUACAUUACUAAUAACAUGGUAUUAACUUUACUAUAUGAAUUUUGAGUCUAUGAAGAUAGUAAAUAUAUUUGCAGCAUGCUAUUGGCCUGCUGUGUGUAAGGGUAGAUAUGUGCAUAGGCUGUCUGGUACUAGAACUGCAAAAUGGAAACUAGCACAGUACUGGCCUGCAGCUAGCACAGAUGUGAAGCAGAAAGCCAGCCUCAGCCUCUCUCCCGAUUCACCAUCCCCAGGGCUAACCCUUAUGUCACCAUGGCCUUCCUGGUGCUGAUCAAAUGGUUUAAAAAAAACAACAGUUUGUAUGUCAUUGUCAUAAUAAAAAUCAACAUAAAAUCCAUAUACCCUUCCUUAUUAUUUUCUCUCUCUUUUUGCCUAGUUGUAUCUCUAGAAAUUUCCUUUUUUGUAACUUUUCCGUUACUGGUUUUGUAAAAACAAGUAUUAAAUCAGGAUGUUGUGUCUGCUUCUUUGUAACAGGUCUAGGGACAACAUUCUGUACAGUAUUUUCAUCUGUUUGUUGGGAGGAAAUGUCUAGAAUGCAGUGCAGCAAGCCAUUCAGGUUAACAGAGAGUAAGCAUGGUUUAUAGGGUAAUUUGUGAACAGGGAUUGAGCGGGGGGGUGGGGGGGUGGAGAGGUUGAUACCAUGGUGAUGAUUCUUUUAUUUAUUUAAUAUAUUUAUUUUCCUAGGCAAAUUCACAACAAAUGAAUUAGAUCAGGCUAAUUCACAACAAAUAUAUAAACAUCACAAUGCAAACUGUUGUGAAAGGGACAGUGUGUCUUUUCCCCCUCCUAAAGCUCCUUGUGAGAGAACUUUGAAAGUUCAUGGCCAAUAUGCCCUGAUCCUAAUCCUGCUAUUCAGGACACUAGAAAUUCUAUGUAAACUAUAAUAUUAGAAACAACACUGGGGAUGAAAGCUGACAACUCAUCCAAGCAAAUGCCAAAUAUCUUCAUUAGGUUUUUGUGUAUGCGUGCAAAUAUUAGUUGUUCCUAUAGAACACUUUUAACUGCUUCUCUGUUACAAUGCUCAUCCCUAUAAACCGCUAAGAAUUUUGUUGUUUACUACGUAUCUGUUUUUCUUCAUUCUUCACUUAUUUAACAACAUUUACAUACCGCCUGAAUGUAGGAAAAUUGAUUGUAAGCUGUUUAUAAAACCUCUAAGUGGUUUAUGGCAAUUUUAGGGUGUGCUCAUUUUAAACUGUCUCUGUACAUUCAGUGACUGAAUACUUUUGCAAGACAAUUUCUAUUACCCUUUGGUAGUUGGAGGGGGAAAAGACCCUUCAGAUUAUUAGAAACCAGGACUCCAAUUUCAGGAGCCAGUAUUAUUAUUAUUGUUUAUUUAAGUUCUAAUCCUGCAUGGAGCCAAAUAAUUGUUUAAAAAUAUUGGGUGGCAUCUAAUUUUUAGAGAACCAGGUGCCUGAAACAUUUCCAGAGAAAUUAGUUUUUCACACCCAUUACACUGGGCAACAAUUUUUUACUUUUUGAAUGUUGUCUAGAUUUCUACAACUGAUUUAGGGUAUUUUUGCACUGCUGAAUCAGGAAAUGGCAUCCGUUUCUCUCCAUCAAGUCAGGUUUACUGUAAACUGAAUGGUGGGCAUUCAUAAAGGUAAGUACACGUAAAUUGCAUGUUGCUUCACCAUUUUUCAAACUUCAGGGCUUGAACUUCCGUUUCUUGGAACUCCUGGAAUGCUCAGCGGCAGGGAGGUCUCUCUUCAGAGUCCAACAGUAGUCAGCCAUCAUGACUACGUCCCAGCGACCCUGAUACCUGGUCUCCAUCUCUUUCAUGUCCUGAUGGAAUCUCUCCCCCUGCUUGUCACUCAUUGAACCCAGGUUCUCAGGAAACCGGUCCAUAUGUGAAAAUAGGUAGUGCAUCUUGACGCUCAUGUUGCAGCCCAGGUUUCUGAAAGCAGUCAGCAUGUUGUUGACAAGUUCUGCAUAGUUUCUGGCCUUAUUGUUGCCAAGAAAGUUCUUCACUACUAGAACAAAUGCCUUCCACGCUUCCAGUUCCACUUCGCCCAUUGAGUUUCCAAACUCUGGAUCUCUGAUGAGCUGACGGAUCUGAGGACCGUCAAAGAUGCCAGCUUUCAACUUCUCCAUGGUCAAUCCUGGAAAAGCCUGGCACAAGUAAGUGAAGCAGUCACCAUCCUUGUCCAGAGCCUUGGUGAACUGCUUGAUUAAGCCGAGCUUGAUGUGCAGCGGUGGGAAGAGUAUUCUGUCUCUGUCCACCAGAGGGUCAUUGAUGACGUUCCUUUCUUUGCAAGGCACCAAUUCCUCCCACACAGGCCAGUCCUUCUUCGUGUAAUGCUGAGCACGGUCCCUACUAUCCCACAUGCACAGAAAACAUGGGUACUUGGUGAAGCCAGACUGUUGUCCCAACAAAAAGUUCACCAUCUUCAGGUCAACACAAAUAAACCACUUAUGCUGAUCAUAACCACUUUUCUCCAGCACAUACUUCACCGCUUCAUAGUUCUCCUUCAGUGUACUCGAGUGAGCCAGGGGUAUAGAGGCAAACUGGUUGCCGUUGUGUAGCAGAACACAUUUCAGUGAUCACUUGCUGCUGUCAAUGAACAGUCUCCAAUCUUUGGGUUUGUACUGUGGCACUCCAAGCUUGAGCAGAAGCUGCACAAUAUCUGCACAGUACACCAAGUCCUUCUCUUACGAGAAAAAAUGGAGGUACUCUUGAUGCCUGUUGCGGAAGAAGCUGAUGCGAGCACUGUCAGAGAGGAGGUUUUUUUCCUUCAAUCUGGAUGCCAACAGUUUGGCAGAGUCCUUUGACAAGCUGAGGUCACGAACUAGAUCAUUCAACUCCUUUUGGGAAAAUGGAUGUGGAGCAUCACCUUCAAGAACCACUUCUUCUUCUUCAUGUCCUUCAACACUGGCGGCAUCUUCGUCACUAAUGUCAGAAAGUUCUCCGAAGAUAGGCACUGGAAUUUCAUCACAAUGAGCUACAGGACAACGUGCUGAUUAAAGAUCAGGAUACUUCGUGGGGCGGCUGCCCCAUUAACUUAGUUUUGAUCCCCCAACUUUAUGCUUUGCUGCACCAAUUUAUGGAAGAUUUCUAGGUUUUAUGACUUCAAAGUGAUCCCUUUUCGACAUAAUCACCCAGAACUAUCAGACCUGAAUACUUCUUGCCAUUAAAAUAAUCAUUUCCAAUCAAAACAAUUAUUUGACAUGGCAUUUUACCCCCACCAACAACUUCUAAAAUGCUCCACACAAGCGUACAUGUGAACAAAAACAUAAAAAAACAACAUGUGGCCAUAGCUCAAAAACUUGACCUGAUUGAGCAAAACCAAUGUAAUUUUUUGAGUCAGCGCAUCAGAUUUGUCCUAAAUCAACUGAAAAAACGCAGACAACAAAUUUGUUGUUGACCAGUGUUAUCUAUAUCUCCAGUUAAGUCUCCAUUUCUACAUUGUGUUAAUCAUUUGUUACAUUUUAUCUAGCCAGCUACUAGUUUUGAUGUUCCUUCAUCUAUUUCCAUAUAGGCUUUUGGAUGAUUAGCAAGCAUAAUAACUGUUGCUUUAGUGCAUUGCUGAAUAAAGCCUGCAGUGUUUUUAAAGAACAAGGUGUUCCUUUUUAUUUUGAUAUAAUGCUGUGCUCAGUAAAUUACUUGCAGUAAUUUCUAGUUAUAUAAUUGCUGCAGGCAUCUAGAUGAUCCCAUUAUGAUACAGUCCACGUUCCAAGUAUAUUAUGCAUUUUAAAUAAAUACACAUUCUAAUUUUUAAAUACACAUUUUAAAUAAAUACACGUUCUAAUUUUUCAGAUUUUUUUCUGAUAUUCGUCUGUAUUAUUGACACCCUAGUUCGUUUGCACCAUUGCAGCUACCUGCUGCGCCAUAAUGCCAUCAUGUUAAAUAACACCAGACUGCUUGACUAGCUGUACUCAUUUCUAGUUCAUUGCAUUUUCUGGCACAAGGAGGCUGCAAACCUUUGGCCAUAAUUUUGGUAUCGGACAGAAUUUUCUCACUGAAUACUUGAAACGUGGCCAAAAGGAUGUGGUGGUCCAGAUUGCUUUCCAUCCUUCAUCACAGAUAAUUGUUUGUUUCUCAGAUUGUGGUCUGAGAAUGUUAAACCUAUAGCUUAAAGUCCCAGUCAACAAUUAAUUUUAGACAGUAGCUAUAUUUUGAACUGAUUGAGAUCUGGGGGGCCAGCAGCAAUGGUUCCACCCACCAACAUGCUCCCAGUGAAGUAGAGUUACAGGCAAAGAAGGGCUCUUGAACUGAUUCCUCCUUUGUGUGAUUAAGAAGUUUAGAAAUGCUUAUGGGUGGGUGAGUGAGUGAGUGAGUGAGUGAGUGAAUGUCUUACCUUAAGAUUCCAUAAAUGUCCUACUUCAAGCAAACACCUGACCACAAUGGCAAAUCUCUGUGGCAUUUGGACAAGCUGUGUUGCAUCAAUAUGGGACUCUUGCAGUGGCUGAGAAGAAAAGUGUGGUUGUGAUGGAGCAGCAGAUGAUGGAUCCCAACAUGGAUGGCUUCCGGGAUGCAGUAAAUCAAACAGUAGUGCUUUGAUGUUUGUGGGCAAGGUGGCAGUGCAGCUCACAGGCUUCCAUCCCCAUCUUCCCACAAAGUUAAACUGACUUUAUUUCAUGGCUUUUCCUCAAGGAGUUUUGUGAAGAUAUUGAAAAUUAUCAGCUAAAGAAGUCCGCUUCAUAGAACUACAUAAUUUCUAGGCUCUAAAGAGAUGGGGAGUGGCUGUAAAAUCACUUUAAGUUACUACUUUGCAAGGAAUCCUUUCACCCCUCCUGCUUCUUUGAGCUCCUACUCCAGUUUUGCUUUAGAAUGUUCUAGAAUUAGUCAAGCUAUCUUUGCUGAACAAGAGUACCACCAGUCAAAACUUUUGACUCAAAAGUAUAACCUAUACCAGGCAUAGGCAAACUCAGCCCUCCAAAUGUUUUGAGACUACAGCUCCCAUCAUCCCUGACCACUGGUCCUGUUAGCUAGGGAUGAUGGGAGUUGUAGUCCCAAAACAUCUGGAGGGCCAAGUUUGCCUGACCUAUACGUUCAGUACUUUUACCCGAAUAAAGUGUGUUGUAAUCGCUUUUUAAAAGCAAAACAACAGUAUUUUUCCAACUUUCUCCUAGACAUGUUUACUCAGAAGAAAAUCCCAUUGGUUUCAGGGGAGUUUAUUUCCAAAGUCAUAUGCUUAGGAUUGCAAACUGAAAGGCAUGCCCAGACUCACCCAGGUCACAGAGGACAUCUGCUGCCUUAGCAGUGGCACCAGCUACUGUGAAAUGUUUGCAUAUGUCACAGAGGAAGUUAAAAGUUGACACAAGCCUCUCCUCCUUAUUCUUAUAACGUUAUACAUGAUAAAAUAUUGCUGUCUUUCUCGCCAAAAGCCGCUUAGAAAAAGACAUAGUGGUGUUAGCUGGUUCAAAGUAAACAGAGUCAGACAGGUUUUUAUUACAUAAAGGUGUAAAGUCCACACAUGCCAACAGGUCCCAAGUUCAAAUGAAAUAUCCAAGCUAAGUAAGCCUCUCUUUUUUACUUCUUUUACUCUUUUUUUACAAGAUUAGUUCUAACCUUGGGUAUUUUGUGGUUCUAAUUCAGCUUCCCCCAAGCUAGUGCCCUCCAGAUGGGCUCCAACUCACCUCAUCCCUAGACAUUAUCCAUGAUAGCUGGGGCUGACAGCAACAUCUGGAAGGCACCAGGUAUGGAUAGGUUGUUCGAUUUAAGCAGUAGCCUAUAUGAGUAGCCUAUAUGGGAGGGGAAAACUACCACCACAACCCCAGGGAGCAUAGGACCCAACUCCUAGGGGUUGAGAUCCCUUUGCCCCCCCCAUAAAAUAUUUGAGGGGGCGGGCCCCUGAUGUUGAUGGGCAUUGCCAUUCAAUUGGUAUGUGUGAUCGAUUAUGUGAUGUGGGGCUUGCCUGGGUCCCCUGAUAUUUUAUUCAAGUUGGCAAAUCUGCCAGGGAGGUUUGCCUGGGGUCUUCAUAGUUUUAGGCGCCAGGCAAAAGCGUUCCUCUUCAACUAGGCUGAUUAAUAUUCUGCAGCCUUUUAAAUGUUUCUGUGAGGAGUGGGGUGUUAGUGUUUUGUUGUUUUGGUUUAAUUAUUUACCUGUGUUUUAUCUUGCAUUUUAUUCUGUAAACCGCCCGGAGAUCUUUUGAUGAAGGGAUGUAUAUGCAUUUAAUAAUGAUAAUGGUGUUACAGUGGUAAAGUGUUAUGUUCAGAAAACCAUCUAGGUGGUCUCAGCCUGGACCCUUUUCAAUGUUAUACAGUGGAAACCUCAGGUUACAUACGCUUCAGGUUACAUCCGCUUCAGGUUACAGACUCCGCUAACCCAGAAAUAGUGCUUCAGGUUAAGAACUUUGCUUCAGGAUGAGAACAGAAAUCAUGCUCUGGCGGCGCAGCAGCAGCAGGAAGCCCAUUAGCUAAAGUGGUGCUUCAGGUUAAGAACAGUUUCAGGUUAAGUACGGACCUCCGGAACGAAUUAAGUACUUUACCCGAGGUACCACUGUAUAUUUAUUCUGGACUACAUUGCAGACUUCUUGUAAGCGUUCCUGAGAAGAAGUACUUAAGCUGCCAUUCUAACCCCACUGAUGUGGAAGUAAGCCCCAGUGAAUUCAGUAGGACUUAUGUCUAAGUAGAGAUAGUAAGGAUUGUGUGGUAAAUGUGCUUGAAAUGCACUAUAUCAGGUGUGGGGAACUGUUGAGCCUCCUGAUGUAUCUGAAUUGCAAUACAGUCAUACCUCUGGUUGUGAACGCUGCGAGUUGCGCAUUUUCGGGUUGCAGACUGCGCCAAACCCGGAAGUACCGGAAUGGGUUACUUCCGGGUUUCAGCACUUGCACAUGCGCAGAAGCGCAAAAUGACGUUAUGCGCAGAAGCGCUGAAUCGCAUCACGCAUGUGCGCAGAUGCGGCGCUGCGGCUUGCGAAUGCUGCGGGUUGCGAACGUGCCUCCUGCACGGAUCAUGUUCGCAACCUGAGGUAUGACUGUAGUUCAGAAGCUUCCGGAGGACCAAAUUUUCUCCACACCUUCACUAUAUAAAUGCUUGCUUUUAUUAUUGUUAAGUAGGACGCAGUGUAACCAUUUCCUUUUGCAAUUCCCUGAUUAUUUUAUUUUAUUAUUUUUCAUCAAGGUUUGGUAUUCUUCCAGAUUUACUGUGUCAAUUUGGAGAUUCUCUUGCUAGGUGGCUAGAAAAAAUAUGUGUCUUUUAUCAUGCCAGUAGUGAAACAUAUGAGGCAGCCUUAUACUGAGUCAGAGUAUUUGCUCAUCUAGCCCAGCAUGGUAUUCUGUGAUGAGGUGCCUCAUCACUGUCUCAGGCAGGCAGGGGAAGGGGGAUUUCCAGCCCUGCUACCAGAGUUAAAAAAGAGAUUAUACAGCAGAUAAAUUAAAACCAUCCAAGUCAGAAUAAAAACCAGAGAUAAUAAAAAUAAGUUCUCCUAACCACUCCUAUUUUGAGGCAUGGACUUUUUGCAAAAGUACAUUUUGUUUUUAAAGAACAGCAAUAUAUCACUCAGAUACUCACAUUUUAUUCAAUGGAAUGAUGCAUCAAGUUUCCCUCAGGGUUUCUAUGCCUCUUACUUUUUGAGCUUGCGAAAACCGAAGUUGUGUUUUGGCCUUGCUAUGUUCUCUGUUUUUGGUUAGCUGUGGAUUGGCAAUUUUCAGGGCACAAAUGUUGGCUGGGAUCCAAAGAACAACUGCUUAUUAUGUCCUAUGUAUGCUUUUGACUUGUUUCUUAAACAGUGCUCUCUUACCCAAGCUGCGUGGUAAACUUGCCUUUGCAAAUGUGGGUUGUUUCAAAAGCCAUUACGCAUCUGGCAUGGUCAUCUGCUGUUUGUUUGUGUGUGCGCACGUGCGCGUGCCAAAGUAUCUCUCUUUGGAACAUGGACUUUCUAUUUUGAUUUCAUCUAUUUAUCUGUUAGGGGUGGGGAAGAAAUUUAGUUAUGUUUGCAUUUAAAAGGGAACCUAAUUAAGCAAUAUGCAAACAGUCAUCCUUUGAAAUUUGCAUGUCUUCAAAUUUUGCAAUGCAGAUCACCUACCAAGUAACGUCAACAAAAACGCAUUUGCUAGAGUAAAAUAUGCAUCAAAAUCUAUAUAUUACUGAAAAUACUAUCAAGCGAGCUGGACUAGAUGAUCCUCAGGAUCCCUUCCAACUCUGAUUCUAUUAUUCUAACGUACUGUAUUAGAGGAAAUUGCUUUGCAGAAAUGUAUAUGUUAGGCAAACCUGCAUACCAAUAUGUGUAUAUUAGUAGAAAUUCGCUGGUGAAUUUUCAGGAGUACUUCUGAUAUGCAAAUGCAGAGACCUGGACUUUAAAACUGAAAACAUUAGAAACUGAAAUUGAUAUAUCCAUCCAUCCCUACUUUCUGUGCAUCCAUUUUGCUCAUCUUCUUUUUACUACUACUGUUUUCCCACUACAUUGAUUUUAUGUUGGCCAUGUUUAAUUAAGGAACUAUAUUCAUGUAGUCCCACCCCAAAAAAUCUCUCAUUCAUCUCUCUUUUGUUUCAGGGUUUACAAUGGUUGAUACAGAAAUGCCGUUUUGGCCCAUGAACUUUGGAAUUAGCCCAGUGGACUUCUCUGGGAUGGAUGAACACUCGCAUUCCUUUGAUAUAAAGCCUUUCACUACAGUUGAUUUUUCAAGCCUUUCUUCUCAACAUUAUGAGGACCUUCCUCCUCUCACAAGAACUGAUCAGAUGGCUGUUGACUAUAAAUAUGACGUGAAGUUUCAAGAAUGCCAGAGUAUGUCAGAUUUCAAAUGUUUGGUUCCUUUUAGCCAUUGGGAAGGGUUUAUGGAUCUUUCCUUUUCAAUAGUGUAUCUGAAACAUAAAGCUCUCCCCAUUUGUUUAAACUAAACAUAGUAUAUAGUCUAUUUACAUUUUUAUCUAAAUGUAUAUAACUAGGAUGUCUUUAUUCUGAUCAGGCCUUCAACCCUGUAUGUUUACCUCGGUUGAAACUACUGUUUGAAUGAGAUAUCCAGUUCUGGUUUAGAGGCCAACUAUGAUUUGUGGCAAUUAAAAAUUUUCCAGGUUUCAUGUCACAGCAAACUAUGAUUACUGCAGCUAUACUUUGCUGUAACAUCUAGGCUGUACAAAUUGUCAGCCAAGAUGUUUAUGAUCGGAGUGGAGAGGAGAAGGUAUAGGAAGAAUUGGGUGUGUGACUCUGAGGGCAAAACCAUGAUUUGGUUAUGACACCUGACCUGGCCAAUGGUUUGUCCAAGGCACGCCACUGAGUUAAUGACUGAAAUGAUAUUUGCCCCACACAUUCCCAGCUCAUAGUUCAGGCUGUUGACCUAAUACCUUCUCAAUAGCCCUUUGCUAGAUGUGGCUGGUUCAUAGGUACAUUUAAUUUAUUGAUUGCUAAUUGCAACUAGAUAGAUCUGUUGCCAGUUUUGCCUAUGUUAACAAACAUUUCAAGAUUACAGUUAAUUCCCCUUUAAAACUCUUUCUCUUGUUCAGAUGAAAUCAAGAUGGAGCCUCCUUCUCCACCAUACUUCUCAGAAAAAGUGCAGAUGUACAAUAAACCUCAUGAAGAGACCUCCAAUUCUCUAAUGGCUAUUGAAUGCAGGGUUUGCGGAGACAAAGCGUCUGGAUUCCAUUACGGAGUGCAUGCAUGUGAAGGCUGCAAGGUAGGCAGUCUUCAGUUAAAUUUGUCCCUUUAAAAACGUUUUCUAUCAUUUCAAAACAUUUAUUCCUUUGCCAUGAUCUGAGAUGCGAGAUCACACAGCUUCUGAUGACUGAACAGGACAUGGAACUUUCACAUAUUUUAUCUGUUCUAAGCUGAUUUCUAAGCUGAAAUGCCUUCCAUUUCUAGUUGAAAUGGAAGCUGAAUCAUAAUAUUCUAAGGAGACAAAAUGCAUCUUCAGGUAGGAGUUCAAGGGCCUCCAAAUAAACAGAAAUCACACUUCUCACAAGAUGUCCAAAACUGUUCAAGCUAUAACAUUAUUAUUAUUUUUUGUCAUACAUAGUCUUUCAAAUGACAGAAAUGCAUUUCUUUAAAACAGCGCUGUAAAUAUUUUUUAAAAAAUAGGUAUAAUUUAACCCAACUUGUUUCUCCAAAUUACUAUUUAGGAUAUUAUUUUUGCAAAGUUACAAUCAAUAAAAUAAACAAUUGUUACACCUAAAGUCAAUAUUUUUCUACUAUCCUACAUGUAACAAGUUCGUAACUUGUAGUUGUGUUAAUCAUAGCUACCUCCAAGCCUGCAUGCUUGUGAUGGUAAUCAGUGCUUUAAAAAAAAAUGUUUAGGGGUACUCUCAUUUUCCUACUUAUAUUGAAAUACUGCCAAAUACUGAGGCCAAACUUAGAUUCACAAAAUGUUUAGGGGUAUGCAUACCCCUGCAUCCCCCCAGAGAAAAAACACUGAUGGAAACAUCCAUUGAAACCAAGACAACCUUAUUUUAAGUAAAUAUAUUUUAUAAAAUACUGCACUCUUCUGUUUGAACUUCUGAGCAAUGGGUUGUUGUUUGUAAUGUGAAUAAUUUCCCCUUACAUAUUGUGGCACAGGUCUCUCCGGAAUAAAUGGAUAGAUGUUCAUUUUUACAGAUAAGGCAGGAAGCAAUGGAAGACUCCUUAUAACUAAUAUUUUCUCCCCAUUCCUUCAUGCCCAUUGAAGGGUUUCUUUCGCAGAACAAUCCGGCUAAAGUUAAUCUAUGAUCGGUGUGAUCUCAACUGUCGCAUUCAUAAGAAAAGCAGAAAUAAAUGUCAGUACUGCAGAUUCCAGAAAUGCCUUGCAGUUGGAAUGUCACAUAACGGUGAGAAUAUUGCUUUCGUCGUCUUCUUCUUCUUCUUCCAGUAGUUUGGCAUUAUGACAUAUUUUGAUGUAUAAACAAGUUGUGUCACCUGCAGUUUCCAAACCAUCUUCAAAGGCAGCCCCAUGUAAAACACAUUGCAGCAGUGGCAUAGCGUGGGGGGUGCGGGGGGGGCCGGCCGCACCGGGCGCAACAUCUGGGGGUUAGGGGGCGCAAAUCCACGGGUUAGGGGGCACAAAUUACUUGCCUUGUCCCGGGUGCUGACAACCCACGCUACGCCACUGCAUUGCAGUAAUCUAACCUCGAGGUUGCCAGAGCAUAGACAGCAGAGGUUAGGUUAUCCCUGUCCAGAUAGGGGUGUAGCAGGGCCCACAGCUGAAUCUGAUGGAAGGCACGUCACACAGCACUGAAGACAUUUGAGCCUCAAGCAACAGUAAUGAAUCCUGAAGUACCCACAAGCUACAUGUACAAACUUAGGUGUAUGGCUGAAAAUAAAGAGAGCCCAAGGGCCAGCUCACACAGGCGAAUAGUUUCUAUGUGACCCCACAGAUAGAGCUUUGAGUAGGGAAGAGUAUGAUGUGAAGUGUUGCUCCUAGGAUACACGCCCACUGUGGUUACUGGAGCUCUGUUUGAAACCCAGCAAUCACAAAAACUGAAGCAGAACCAUUAAGUGCUGCUUCACACAGCAGCCCAAGCACAAAGUUCCUUCCAGAAAGAAGAAGAAACAUGCUCACCAAGCCAAACAGCUGGUUGAGAUCUGCAUUUGUCAGCGAUAUGCUGUUAUUUAUGUGCCGUGCCUGUUGUACACAAGCAAUAUUUAUCAUUCUUUAAGUUCCCAUCACUACUGCUGUUUUCUGUUGUUAUUGCAUCAUGGUAUCUCAGGCAUACAUUUAGAAAUAAGCUGUAUCCUUCUGUUUCCAAGAUAAUACAUGGAAUAUAAAUGUAAAGGUAAAGGGACCCCUGACCAUUAGGUCCAGUCGUGACCGACUCUGGGGUUGCGACGCUCAUCUCGCUUUACUGGCUGAGGGAGCUGGCGUACAGCUUCUAGCUCAUGUGGCCAGCAUCACUAAGCUGCUUCUGGCAAACCAGAGCAGGCACGGAAACGCCAUUUACCUUCCCACCGGAGCGGUACCUAUUUAUCUACUUGCACUUUGACGUGCUUUCGAACUGCUAGGUUGGCAGGGGCAGGGACUGAGCAAUGGAAGGUCACCCCGUCAUGGGGAUUUGAACAGCCAACCUUCUGAUCGGCAAGUCCUAGGCUCAGUGGUUUGACCCACAGUGCCACCCGUGUCCACAAUGACACCCGCAAUAUAGAGGUUACUAAAAAAAAUGGACAGCACAGGUACCACACAUUUGGAUAAAAAAAUAUAUACUACAUGAGGAGUGGACUAUUUGUCAUCGGUGCCUCAAAUUCUAUCAUAUAUAGCUGUGAAUUUGAGUAUGGAAGUCUGUGGGGGGAAAUUGAUUUGGGGAGUUGUAGAAAAGUGGUGGGUAGGAAAGGUGGUGGGUAGGAAAGGACUUGAGCAUCUUCUCUGCCUCCACCCCCACUAUUAUGUGUUGAAAAUCUUCCGUUCCCACAGUGGGCAGAUGCUGCUGAACUACAACUCUCAUCAUCCCUGACCAUUGGCCUAGUUAGCUAAAGUUGAUGGGCGUUGGAGACUGACAACAUCUGGAAAGAUGGUGGUCUUCUACUCCCACCCUUAAUGACCACAGUUUUAGAUAGCUUAGUCUUUAUUGUUGUGUGAGGUCCAAGCCAAGACUUUGUGUGCUGACGCAGGACAGUUUAAAAUACAUCCUCUCUGUCCUUUAAGGUUAUCUUUAUAAAUUCAUGUGAAAAUACCUAACAUCCUAAUCCUUGAGAGAAGAAAUUAUAAUGAAGAUUCUGGAGACUUUCCUUGGCAAAGCCAGAUGAAAACAGGAAUAGAAUGUCAUAACAUAAAGACUUAUGUAAUUCAAAGAGAAAAGAAUUGCAGGCAUGACUGGGAAAAUAUAGUCAGUGUGGUUUUUGUUAUUCUCAUAAUAAAAUGCAGUUUGCUGACGCCAAAAGGAAAUCUUAAUUUGGUAUGCUAAUACCAACAAACAAAUUGUUAUGAUAAAUAUUCUCUCAAAUAUGAUUUUGUGUUUUGUUUUUUUAAGGACAAAAACCUUCACAAAUAUUUUUGUAGAACUUCUUAGACUUUCACUCUUGUUAAGAAAAGCUUUUAAAAGAUAAAACCAAAUUACAGUGACUCCCGCUGAAACCUAUGCUUCAUACUAGGAAUCAGAAUGAAAAAUGUAGCAAUUCUUUAAAAGAUUUGGCAGUAGUUUUAUAUCUCCGUCUCCUUGGUAUGUUGCACCAAUUCUUGCAGCUGUCUUAUAGCUCCCUGUCUUUCAGUGUGGACUGUAGAUCUAGGCUGUUUCUUCAUCAUUGUGAGUGGGAACUAGGUGCUGAUGUUUCCCUUGAAUAUAGGAUGAGCUUUCUGCCUCAUCCAGAGUUAAUGUCAUUGUCAUUGUUCUACCAUCUGAUGAAGUUUAGUCUGAUGCCUGCCCUCCUUCUGCUGUCUACACCCAUGUAUCAUUGAACCAAAGAAGACAGACGUGUAGCUGCUGAAUUCACAGCUCACCACAACUGCCAACACAAGCCCAUCCUGAUCAGUAUAUUGACUGUCAGGAUAGACGAGAGCUUAAGGGUGGUAGUCAGCAGUUCAAAAGCAUACCAGCGUGAGUAGAUAAAUAGGUACCACUGUGGCGGGAAGGUAAACAGAGUUUCCGUCACAGUGUCCCGUUCCGCCAGAAGUGGUUUUGUCAUGCUGGCCACAUGACCCGGAAAAGCUGUCUAUGGACAAAUGCCAGGUCCUUCAGCCUGAAAGCGGAGAUGAGCACCGCAUCCCAUAGUCGAAUUCGACCGGACCUAACUGCCCAGGGGUCCUUUACCUUUAACUAGUCAGCUAACUAUUAAUCAGGGCAGACCCACUGACAACAGGGGCCAUUUUUAACUUAGGUCAAUUAUUUUUAACGAGUCUACCCUUAAUAAACAUUAGUUGACUACAACCCAUGGCGUAUAAUAUUACUCCAGACAAAGCUAGCUGUUAAGCAAGUCAUGUGGCUGCUGGGAGGAUCUGCAACCCUGUUUCAAGUUACCCUGUCUCCGCUCCCCUGUAGUGGCCCACUUUGCAUGGAGAGAUCACUCCAAUGUUCCUCCUCCUCCUCUCUAGCCGGCAAAGAAAACAAACCACAAUCCCUGGUUUAGUGUUAUGUCCGAGCCAGGGAUUGUGGUUUGUUUCACUCCAAGCAGGCUGUGACCGGAAAGCCAAGAGCAAACCUUGGCUCAGCAUGGUAGUUUAUUAUCAGUACAAGAAACUGUGAUCUCUUGUUUGUAUAUAACAGGGAUUUUGAUGUGUUUCCCUUGUUUGCUAGAGAGCAAGAACAAAGCGGGAGCCUUCUGUGCAUUCAUAGUAAACUUUUACAUAGUAAACUUUUACAUAGUACUAUUGCUGUGACAUGCAAACACUGUCGUACAACUUACUUAACCUUGUCCCUAAACUAGAACUUUAGCUGCUGCUGUCAAAGGACAUGAAGAAACACAGUAUAAUAAUACUGGAGUAAGUUUUAUGUUACAUGAAAAGGGAAAGUACAGUACUUGAAAAUGGAUUGCCAUUUUCAGCUACAGGCCUGUGCCUUUUGUAAUACCAAAUGCCACCCUCACUGAUAAAUACGCCUCCCAUUUCAUGCUAGCUAGUUAUCCAACAGGUUAACUUUCUCCUCACAUGCUUCCCAGUUAUUGUAUGUUUUUGCUAGGAAGAGCAAACACUGUGUAAAUUGUUUGUGACUUCACUAUUUGGAGUUACAAGGAUACUGAUAAAUGUGCUACCUCAGAUUUUCAGUGCAAGAUCUCACCACAACAUCACACAUAGUUAGCAAAAUGAUAAAAUCAUGAAAGAUCAGACUUUUCUACAUUUGUAUGGAUUAACGCAGGCUUCCUCAACCUCGGCCCUCCAGUUGUUUUUGGCCUACAACUCCCAUGAUCCCUAGCUAGCAGGACCAGUGGUCAGGGAUGCUGGGAAAUGUAGUCUCAAAACUUUUGGAGGGCCGAGGUUGAGGAAGCCUGGAUUGAUGUAUCAAUUCCACUGGGUGUUCAGAAAAUAGCGUAGCAUUGAAACUACUAGUUAUUGACUAAAAUAAAUUAUAUUCAUGACUAUUUAUAAACAACGGGAAAGUUAUAACAAAUUUUCAACUCAACUGUGCCAAAACUCUUAUUCAUAUUCCUAAUGAACCUGAAUAUAUUGUUGAAUACAACAACAUAAUUUUAACCUGACCAUAUUUUUCCAUACGAGGACUUGCCAUUUUAGGGUGAUAGCCUGAUUGCCUGGAUUUUCCAUCAGCUAUCACAUCCUGUCAAUCAUCUAUAGUUGCUUUCUAUGACUUGAGAAGGGAAGCCACAUGGCACAAUGCAACUUAAGCUGACCUCCAGCACUUGAGGUUUAUAGCACUUACCUAGGAAAUUCUCAGAUUGUUAAAGGUGUAAUGUGCUUUACUGUGAGUUUAUUGCAGGCAAACACAGCAGGGCAGCUUAGGAACACAGGGAUUGUCAGUUGCCUGCUCUAUUAAGGGCUAUAAAGCCUAAGUACAUGGAAAUGUGUGGUAGAAAUGAAGACUGUAAAUAAUACCGUCGCCACUUUUAGGAAGGGAAGCACACAGCUCUUCAAGAUACAUAGAAUACAUACAGCUGAAACUGCAAAACAUUCCAAAGUAGCCCCACAUUGACAAUUCCUCACUGUUUCCGGAGCACUAAGACCUCCUUGCAAUGGUGGUGCUUCAGAGGGAGAAGAGCCGACUUUGCAGGAUAAAUUGAGGCAGAGGUGCUCAGUGUUUGGAGUGCUAGUGAAUGACCCACAACACCACAGUGGGCGCUCUGCAGCACUAAAUUGAGGGACAAUUCAGCCAGAAUAUUAGAGGUCUUGGUAACCUCAAAAAUCCUGUUGGGUCCAGACAUAGCCCACAGACCAUGGGUUAGCUACCCCUAGUCUAUAGACUAAGGGCUACAUUUUCGUUUCCUAUGUCUUUUAAUCCAACACUUUGAUCACAGACAUAAUGCAUGUACAAAUUCACCCAGCAAGAACAAAAUCAACCUAUUUGGAUGCUGAGAUUUUCCACAUGCAGGCUUUGGGGUAAUGUAUGAGGCUUGAGGAUACGCAGUAAACCAUUCCUCCCAACAGCAAAGCGUCAGGCAGCUUGACAAUGAUUUCUCACUGGCAACUGUUGUUGGCAAUUGAUGAAAUGUAUAGGCUGUCUGCGCAGGGGGAAAAGCAUACUGCAUGCUGGAGUCCAAAGCAAAUAUCAGUAGGCCAUUUAUUCAAAGGCUUCUAUUGGAAGAAACCGUAGGGAGGGGAUAUUUUCAGAAAGAUGUCUAAAUUUACACUAUACUGAGAGAGCCUCUGCUCCCUGUGGAACUGCUAGGCCCCAUUCAGUUCUGAUAGUGGUGUGAAGAAUUGAUCCCAAAAGUACCCAGACUGAAAUGGCUGGAGAUCCGGGAGGUGUUUCUUCUUGGGAACAGGGUUCACUGAAAGCAAACUAUGGUGGAAAUAAAUCAGUGUCCAUCCCCGGUGACAAGCACUGAAGCAAACUGCUGAUCAAAGUUUUCCUUGUGUUUGGGGCCAUCGGAGGCUCUUUCCAGGUGUGAGGAAAAUGCUGCUUCUGACCCAGCAACAUGAUGUAACCAAGGGUGUGUUGAGUGCUCACAUACUAAAAAUAAAUAUAUAAAUAAAAGUGGCUCUUGGAAACUGUGCAAAGUUGCUGUGCAGUGUAUAGGGAGAUAAUGGUGCACACCUCAUUUAUCAAAUGUCUAAUCUAGCAUACUCCCACAGCCUGGCCACAAUUCAUCCUCCCACUUUCCCCUCCUUUAUUUCAAGAGACUUAUUUUCAGAGACGCUUAAGAUUCAGAGAGGCUUAAAUUUGUUUAUUGGUACUGAUGUAUUGAGAUUUGACAGCUCUGAUGAAGGCCAGCCUAAUCAUGAGGCGCUGGCAACACCAGUCACCUGGCCACCCAACUGCCGAAUACACAUGCCCUUGAAAUGAAUUGGAGCCUCUCUAUUCAGGCUUCUAGUCGAAUGAACAAAAUACCUCUAAAUUUUCCUAAUAACCACACCACUUGUUGCAGGCUUGUGAUCUCAGAUUGCCAAACCCAGUUGCUCUCAGGAACUGGUCUAUGAAGCUCUAUCACGGCCUGCACAUUUUAUGGGUUUAUCAAUAUGUUUCCAUUCUUUAUAAUGCACUUUCCCCAUUUUUUUAUUUAAAAAUCCAUCUUGAAAAGCUGUAGAAGAAGACUUUCCCUAUAAAAAUAGCAUUUGCAAAGAGUUUUACAAUUGCAUGUUAGCUGCGCUUCAUUCCUGUUGUAACAUUUUCCUUUCCCUGCUCUCCUUUCUUCAGCUAUCCGGUUUGGGCGAAUGCCACAGGCUGAGAAGGAGAAGCUCUUGGCAGAGAUUUCAAGUGAUAUCGACCAGCUAAAUCCCGAGUCUGCUGACCUGCGGGCCCUUGCCAAGCUCCUGUAUGAUUCAUACAUCAAGUCCUUCCCGCUAACCAAAGCCAAGGCGAGGGCGAUCUUGACAGGAAAGGCAACAGACAAAUCGGUUAGUUCUCUCUGCUUCCUAUUCUCUUCUUCGGGCAAAUGAUUUACCAUACUAACGGAUCAGUAUUUUAUGUUAGUUUGUUUUUAAAGCCUCCUGCAUUUGGCAAUUACAUCUUUCAAGCUAGGAAACACAGGAAAUGUUUUUAGAUAGGAUAAGUAAACAUUAUUUGAAUAACCUAAUAAAAUAUUUGAAUGCAGUACAAGAAUGCGAAGGUCAGCAUAACCUUUUUGGACUUGCUGAGCCCCACUUCUUCCUGUUCCGUCACCCUGUUUUCCAUAGGUUAUCUCCCACAUUAAUCCAGCCGGGCUAUCCAGUAGAGAAGAUGCUGUAAUACUUAUUUCAAACAUCCUGAGCAUCGUAUGCUGCCUAUGCAGACCAGGUCCCUAAAGAUCCAUUCCUAGGCAAAUGUCGCUUCUGGCCUUCCUUCCUUGUGAUUCAUGCUGGUACUGCCACCAGACUUUUGCAGAGUGUAACACUUUAUACUAAAAUCCAGCAUUUAUUCUUUCUUCGAAUUGUGCACCUUGAGUCAGCUCAUGUAUUUCUUUUUCCUCACAAGAGAGGUUUUAUUUUACUGAUAAAAAUCUCUAAAAUGACUGCUCCAUUUGUGAUCUAAGGCACUGUGUUUGUUCCAGUGGGGUACUCAAGGCUCCAGCCUGCAACAGGCUUCACUCUUGUCUCGACUUAAAAGAAGAGGACAGGCCUUUCUACCUCUGGAGCUUCACCCAUCGUUAAAAUUAUCCUCUCAUAGAGCUCUGGUUAUUUCUCACUGCAAGUGCUUUGUAAAACUGCAGGUGCCAAGCACUGUCUUAAAACUAGAUGCAUCUUCCCCCUUCUCUCUCUCACACACACCUUUUCUAAGAUAAUACUCACUGCUCUGCAUAGGUGCAUCGUCUAAAACAGGCAUAGGCAAACUUGGCCCUCCAGAUGUUUUGGGACUACAACUCCCAUCAUCCCUAACCACUGGUCCUGUUAGCUAGGGAUGAUGGGAGUUGUAGUCCCCAAACAUCUGGAGGGCCGAGUUUGCCUAUGCCUGGUCUAAAAUCAAAGGAAGUAUAUUGCUUAAGGAACAUUCACCCCAACCGAGCUUUGGAUUUAUGCAAGUAUAACCAAUACAAUCAAUGACGCAAUUAAAACUCAUGAUCAAUUGAUUUAAGAUGUACUUAAUUGGGUUGCAGCUCGGUAUAGGAAAGCCCUUGCUGGCAAGAAAACUCUUCUUGAGCAAUAUUCAAAGUACUUUUACCACAAAAAACUGCAGUAUCAAGACAAAUGGCUUGGGUUUCAUCAGGUUUCAAAAACUAUUUUGUUUGGGCAGUCAUAGUUGUAUCUUUAGGAAUUAGGAUUGAGGCUUGGGUUUGUGAAAAUAUAAAUCAGGAGGCUUAGUUUGGUCAGAAUCGAGUACAGUCGUAUCUUGGUUUUUGAACAUAAUGUGUUCCGGAUGUCCGUUCGACCUCCGAAACAUUUGGAAACCAAAGCAUGCAGGAGUGUCCUGCAGCCAAUCGGAAGCCGCACCGGACGUUCGGCUUCUGAGGCAAAGUUUGCAAACUGGAACACCUACUUCCAGGUUUGUGACGUUUGAGUUCCGAGUUGUUCGUGAACUAUGCUGUUCAAAAACCAAGGUACACGUGUAUACACUUCCAGAGUAAACACUAAAUACAUUACCACCAUAGCUGCUAGAAGGCUGUGAAAAUUUGUGUCCUGGGCUUUUUUAGACCCACAUACUAUCUGAAACGAAAGAGAUGCAUUAGUUGCCGGGCGUUUAUAUUUUUCAGCUUUCCUACCCCUACAGUUAAACCUGUAGUUUAACUAUAGUUAACGGUAGUUAAACUACAGACCCCUUUAUUUAAGCACAAACCACCUGCAGAGGGAAAAACCAUUAGAGAAAGAAUGAAUUUUAGCAAGCCAAUUCAAGCCUGCAGCCAACAGGUUAACAACCUGCCAACAGAAAAUAGUUGGCCUACUCCCUUGCCCUGGCCACACCCAAAAUGCAAGUAAGCAGGCCUUCCUGCAUUGCCACCACCCAGGACCCUGUAACUCCGGGUAGAUGAUACAGAUUCACCUCGAAAGCAAUCCCAAUUUUGUCCCUGCAUCCCAUAGUCUGAAGCAGCAAAGCUCUGUGCCCACCAAUGACCCUAAAAGCUGCUGAAUGGGGACACUGCACUGAACUUGACUGUUUCCCUUUUGAACAUUCCUGCCACAAAAAGGUGAGGAAACUCGUUUUCAUCACCCUUUUACUCAUUACCAAAAACAAGCAAUACAGAUUUUUUUUGUAGUGCCUUGUGAUACCUCCCUGUUCUGCAUGGGUGUUGCUGUUUGGCUAUACAAGCAGCGGCACUAACAAACUGACCACCAGAAAUAUGAUUCUGAAGCCAAUGUAAAGUAUUAAAUGAUUCUAAGUGGGCAAUGGGAAGGAUUAAGGAAAUCAGAAUCAAAGCACAUAACGAAACAUUUUUGUAUAUAACAUCUAUUGCUGUGUGUGACUUUACUGUAUUAUAAAACAUGGCAGCAUUACAAUCCACAUUAUGACACCAUAAAACUAUUUUAGGCUUAUCUAGAAUAUUGUGGAUUUCAUUGUCCUCUUCCUUUGUUUUACAGAGUCAGUUAUGUUAAUUUAUGCACAGAAUUGGCCCUAAACAUGUUUGAUCAUGCCAUUACAUUUUAUUGUGCUGUUGUGUAUUGGACAACAGCAGACAUUGCAGACUCCUUUGCAACUUUGGAGUAUUCAGAUGUAAGAGAUUGUAAAUCAGUAUGAGUGGUAGGUUCUUCUUAUCUAGAUUGCAUCUGAAUUGCAUCUGAUUCUUUAGAUAGGGUUGGCACAAUCCAAACAAAGUUAAGCACUUUCUAUGUACCAUGGAAUAGGGACGGGGAAGAAAUUCUGUUUGGUUCACAUUUUAAUAUACCCACAAUUUACAUAACAUUUAAUUUGCGCACUUUCAGCUUUACAUGCUUUGUAAAACAACAACAACAACCGCCCCAGGCAUCCAGGAAAAAUCCCACCCAAAAUUUUGGGUUUAGGCUUGAUCCCUGGAACAUAACCCCUUUGUAAGUUGAGGGCUUAGAGUACCUAAUUCACACUUCCAGAAGGCAUGUUGUACACAAAUGAUUUGUACAAAAAAGUGGACAUUGGUGGAAAUUGUACAUCAAAAUGUAUGCAUUAGUGAAAAUAACAUAAGAAAGUGAAAGUCAUUGCAAAAGCAUAUAUAUUGGACAAAAUUAUGUAUAUUGUGCAAAAUGCACACAAAAAUGCUAAAGAUUUUUUGUGUGUUUUUUUUAAUUAAUAUUUAUUGCUUUUCCAACGAUUUAAACACUACAAAAACAAUACAAUACAAUACAAAAACACUACAUAACAUUAACACAUUAAACACAUUAAACUAACAAAACAAAACAAAAACAGUUUAAAAUAAAUCAAACAAUUUCAAUAUCUUAUCUUUCAUUCACUUAUUUCCACGACCUCCUCACACCUCCCUUUUUGUAUUCCACUUCUGUUAAUUGUUUCAGCAAUUCCUUUCCAUCUUCCUCUGUUUUCUAUCCUAUAAUUAUCUUAACACAUUCUAACCUUAUUUUUCCUUUAAUACUCUAUUAAUCUAUUUAUACUUAUUUCCUUAUAACAUUUCUACUAAAGCCAUAUAAUUUCAUUCCAACAUUUUUCUAACAUUCAUUAAUUUUACAAUAUUUCUGUAAAUAGUCCUUAAACCUUUUCCAGUCUUCUUCCACCAAUUCUUCUCCCUGGUCUCGGAUUCUGCCAGUCAGAUUUUUUUUGUUGGGAUUAAAAUAAUAAUAAUAAUAAUAAUAAUAAUAAACUGAUACAUAUAUGUAGCACACCAAAAUUGGUGCCUAACAGUGACUGCAUUCUGCCCCUUGCAAAGCAAUUCAAUCUAUGCCCCAUAUAAUCUGAUUGUGGCAGACACCAGACCAGGAGCACCAGCUCCUGGGGGCAAAGCCCUUUUGGGGCCCGUUUCUGCGCCCCCCCCACAUCAAUACUGGCUACUCCCAUGGGUACUCGGCGUUACAUCAAAGAAGCAUCACAGUUAGUGAUGCAUACAUCUAAUAUUAGUUGAUACUCUCCUUUCUUCCCCAUCUUAAAAAUUAUUUAUUUUCAGCUCAGAAAACCUUUCCACACUGUUCCUAAGGAAAUAGUUUGACAACUGGAGCCCAAGUGCAAUAGUCAAUUUUGAAGAACUGUUGUUACAUCCCUAAUAGCCCUACGGUAGUUAUUUUUGCAAGAUUUGCAAAAGCUUUCAGGGUUCAGUUUGCCCAAGUGAUCUUGUGUUUGGUGAGCUAAGGUGAGCUAGUUAAUUUGGACCAUGUAAGUGACUUUGUGGUGUUUGAACGUCAUGCUAAUGCACUGCUCAUGCAAUUUAUAUGGGGUGUGCUCAUGUGAUCUUGUUUGUCUCUGAACAUUGAAGAACCUGCCACCAGGGUAGAAUUUACCAGCAUAAAACUAUAAAUGAAAAGACAACCCCCUGUAAAAUGGUCUUUCUCAAGCACACUUUAAAAGCACUAUAGUAAGAAUAAAUGCGCUCAUUCAGUAAAUAAUGAGUAAAACUUUUAUUAUUAUUUGUACUGUAAUGGACUUUGUGUUCUGAAAACGUCAAAAUGUUUACUAUGGACACAAUUUAAAGUUAUGUUCCUCGUUUUAAUUGUGCCCACAUCUGCGUCACAUGUAAAUGAUUGGUAAUGCUCUAGUAGUUUGUGCAGUCUAAAAUUACUAAGUAACCAGCCUUUCUCUGGAAUGUACUGCUCUCACUGGCUAUGGCAAAAUAAACUUGCAAGUUACAGAGUCCAUUUCAGCCUCUCCAAUUUGCACCAGUUUGCAUCUUCCUGCUACACCAGCACUGCAUGUUUCCUUACUGAAUUGAAACAUUCAUUUAACAUUUUCUUGGCUAUUGUGAAAUAUCUUUCUUCCAUGCUGCUUAGAACAGAGCAUCUUAUUUAAUAGGUUGCUAACAUUUAUAUCUAUAUCUUCAUCCAAGUAACAGAGCAGUGAAUAGGAACAGAUGUCAUUAAUGAUACGUUGCUUGAGUUUGCCGGAAUAGCAACUCAACUUGAUGUCUAUAAAUGAGAAUAAUUGUGAAUAAGAAAGCCUUGGUUUUUAAAUAGUUACUUGGCAGUCCAGUUUAAUUAAUGUGGUGUGGGUAUUGCAGCUGUGCCUUCUCUUUACCAUUUGUAACUGUAAGCCCAGUAUAUUAUAAUGGAACAAAUGAGUUCUACAUACCCAUGUUCUUUAUUUGAUUAUCACAAACAUAAUGUAAAAUAGCCAUCUUUGAUCAGAUAUCACAGAAUGUACCUGGUUUAACCUCAGGCACAAUAAUUUUUCAGCGGUGGUUGAAAAACCACAAUUAUUCUGAAAGAAUAUAUUCAGAAUACUGUAGUUACAUUGUACUGAAGUGUUCAGUAAGUCUAUGGAAACCCAGAUUAAAUGUUUCCCAUGCCUAAUGUUUCAAACAUAUCAAUACUUCAGAAUACUAAAUUCCUCUGUGCAUUUAGGAUCAAUGGUUUAGGAUGCAACCCUAUACAGAAGAUCCACAAGCUACAGGGGCUGUAUGAAUUUGUGAAAGACCCCCAACAUCAGCAGAAUAUUCAAUAUACUGCUGGCAUGAUGGAUAAGAAUAAGUCUUGAAGUGCUUUAGAGAGCUGAAGGGGAUAUUUAGAAAAUCAAUGAGAUGUCUCUGCUUGCAGAAUCUUCAUACUUCCCAAGGUAUAGGGAAAAUUUAUUUACAGGGAACUGAAUUUUAAAAAUGUCCCGUAACCAAGGAAAUGAGGUAUAGUAUUUCUCAGAUCCAAAAAUGAAAUAUAUAAAUAUCAGUGUAGCUGUCCUACAAAAAGUCCCUGGCCAUUGGGACUGUUGAGAGUUGCCAUCCAACAACAUCUGAGGAGCAAUAUGUUGGCUAUACGUGAUGCACAUUUUAAGUACAUUUAGGACAGUUAUGUACUGCGUAACUGAUCACAUUUAUCCUCAGUUAUCUCAAAUGAAAUUAUUUCUGUAACCUUGCAAUUGUUGCAUUUCGGUUGAAAUGAACUAUUUUGAGGUAGCUUUCAUACAUUUUCAACUGAGAUAAUUGGGUCCAGUCUCAUCCGUAGUAGUUUCCUAGCUGUUGUUGCUAGACUAUGACACCACUGUGAAUUUGCAGUUUCUAUGCUUUGUAAUGUGUGUUUCUAGGGAAAGCACUUGAUGUACUGCAAUUUAAAUCCUGGCUUUAAAGAGUGUUAGUUUCUUAACGAUCCUUCUGAAUUCUUGUAAAAAGAUUAUUUUUUCAGGCUAAAGUAAAAAAAAAAAAUCAAUGACAAUAAUGUGUUUCGAAAAUGAUUUAAAAAAAAACAAUGUUCUUAGUCUGUUUACUUCUUUUUUCAAAUUGAAUUUUACCUUAAAGGAAACUAUGACUUUGUUUAGGGGAACAAAAAUCAAUUUGUUUGCAUGGAGCAAUUUGUAAAGCAGCCUACCUCCAAAAACCUAGGUUCUUUGCAAGCAUGGGAAAAUGUCGUGGCCUGAUUUGCUCACUUGCAGAUGGUUUAAGCAUCCUAACUCUCUUUGCUUUCAUUGCUCUCUGAGGCUUUUGACUUCUAAAAUUACUCCCCUAAGUAUGCCAGUGGAAUACAUACUCAUUCCCUGUCAACUUCUUUCUGUUCUUGAACCAUGAUUCAUCCUUCCUAAUUUCCGUGUGUCUAGUUUCAGUAGCACAGUGUGUUUUAUGUAGGAAGGAAGCCUGACAGUCAGCUGUGUUUUCCUUUUUCAGCCAUUUGUCAUUUAUGACAUGAAUUCCUUAAAGAUGGGAGAAGACCAGAUCAAGUGCAAACAUCUGACCCCCAUGCAAGAGCAGAAUAAAGAGGUUGCCAUCCGUAUCUUCCAGCGCUGCCAGUUCCGUUCCGUCGAGGCUGUUCAAGAGAUCACAGAAUUUGCCAAAAACAUUCCAGGUUUUGUAAAUCUAGACCUGAACGACCAAGUAACUCUCCUGAAAUAUGGGGUUCAUGAGAUCAUCUACACACUCCUUGCCUCCAUGAUGAAUAAAGAUGGUGUUCUCAUUUCCAAUGGUCAAGGGUUCAUGACUCGGGAGUUCCUGAAGAGCCUCCGGAAACCCUUUUGUGACUUUAUGGAGCCCAAGUUUGAAUUCGCUGUCAAAUUCAACGCACUGGAAUUAGACGACAGUGACCUGGCAAUAUUUAUAGCUGUCAUCAUUCUUAGUGGAGGUAAGUGUGACACAACCAUAGUUAUCGUUGGGCUAGAGUGAACCUUGAGCCACCAUGCAUAUUUCAGCACACUAGCUGUAUAGUUUGCCCUGCAAAGGGCUUGAUGCCUUACCUGUUUCUGAAGGACAGGAAAUGGCGGCUGGGUUUACUGAGUCCUGGUAAGCUGCAAUAUAAAGUGCAUGAGUUACCUUGAGAUCUUCAUGGUUAACUCUGAAACUAUUGGAUAAGUAGGCUCUUGCCUUCAAAGGUCCAGUUCACACUAUGGUCACUUCCACACCAUAUGCUGAAAGCACAUGGCUGCCCCCAAAGUGUCCUGGGAACUUGAGUCUGUUAAGGAUGCUGGGAGCAGUAGUUCUGUGAGGGUUUAACUACAGUUCUCAGGAUUCUUUGUGGGUAGCUGUGUACUUCAAAUGUGCUUUGAAUGUAUGCGGUUAAAUUGACCUGCAUAUUCCUUUGAUUUCAUACAGAGGCCACUGGAAGCAAAACAGCCCUCUAAACCCUAGGGCACACAUGAUGCAACUGCUGGCAUGAUAAGUGUUGAUGUGGGUAAUGGGAAGGAGUAUCCACUAGGCACUGCAGUCUCACUUGGAGCAAUCUUCCAUCACCACUCCUGCUUUGGUCACUGUGCUUAAUAUAAAAGGGUGGGGAAAUAAAUGAAGGCCAAUAAAGCAUCUGCCUUUAUGAAAGAUGAAAUUGCCCUUCCUGAGAGGUUAAAAGUAUCUUCCAAGAGUUCUAGGGAUUUCUGUCAUCAGCUGCUCUGGUCUGUAUGCAGCUACUGCCCCAUGUGGUGAGCUCCUGAACUGCAUGUUGCCCAUAUGCCUAAGCAUCUUGGUAUCCUCAGGCCUUGUACUGACUGCCUAGCCAAGCUGGCCGUUGGACAGGAAGUAGUAUAAGAGGUCUUCCUGUCCAAGUUAACCCUUGCUUGAGCAGCAAGUAUUCCUGAGCUCUGUCGUGUUUCUGUGUCCUUUGGCUGCCCUUCAGCCCUGACACCAAGCUGGUUCCUCAAUCUUGCCUCCUGGUUCGUUCUAACUACUGUACUAGUUUCAUUCCAUGGCACCUGGUUUACCUCAGAUUGUUGCACAUGGCCCUCACCUUGACGGCCUCAUCACAAAAUAUAGCAUAGGAAGCUACCGUACACACCAGGCAAAACUAUAUGCUCAUUUGUUGCCUACUCUGCCAAUAAUUCUCCAGGGCCUCUGGCAGAAGCCAUUUCAUAUCACCUGUUACUCAUCCUUUAAGCUGCAAAUGCCAGAGAUUGAACCUGGGAUUUUCUACAACUGAAUGGCAGUCCCUUGCCACAAGGAGCACCAGCAUCCCCAGAGUGAGGGCACUCGUCCCACACCCUCCAAGUGCCGCUGUUGUCCCCCUGAGUUGCAUUAGCAUUGCUAAGCACAGCCCAUCCAGCAAAUCCUAUGUGCAUUCUUCUGUCUCCUUUCCUGCUUCCCAGCUGCAUUCGCUAUUUUCAUGGUUUGACAUGGCCAGGUUUUAAAGGGCUUAAUCACUCGUUGGCACUUCUCUCAUGUUCACUUGAAACUCCAGCCCUGUGACGUGUUUUCAUUAGACUAACUAAAAUCACAUUUAUCAAGUACAUAUGCCGUCAGAAUAUCUUUACUUGAGAAAGGUUUUGGAAUAAAUUGGUCCCCAAGCACUCUGAAUUAACUGACUAAAGGCAAGUGGGAUCCCUGCUAUAUUUCUUGGAUAGCUACAAUGAAAUUUUGAAGCCCAAAAGGGCCUUUUAUAAUAUGAGCCAAUGGUCUUGGGAGUGUUUUCCCCAUAUUAAUGAAAAGUCUACAAAUGAGAAACAUACUGUUAACUCCCUUAUUUGCUUUAAUAGAAUUCAGUAUUUGACUGCAAACUGGGAUUUGUACAACUUCAGAAAUGUUUUGUUUUCUAUUAGAUAAAGUUAUUUUAAAUGUUGGCUACUAGCAGUAUAAUAUAACGCUAAAGUCUUUUGAUUAAUGUGAGCCUCACUCCCCAACUACAAGUAAUAAUAAUUUGACAAAUAUAGAUAAUUAUAAAUAUUAGUACUGAAUUACAAAACGGUUCAUACUUCAGUCAUCGGUGCCUCUGAAGCUGAUCUAGUAGCUACAAAUAUAAAGUAUGUCCAGUUGUACAAAUUUCUGAUUUGUAUAUCCCAAUACAUAUCCUUCCUUUGCCUACAAAGGUUUAUUUAACUGUCAGAGGUAUUUAGCACUUAUUAACAGUCUGCAUCUUCCUCAAAAUACCAAAUAUUCUAUGUGGUAUCUCAUUUGGCAAUUUUUAUUUUCAGUGAGCUAGAUCUACCUGAGUCAGAGUAGACCCACUGAAGUCAAUACACUACCAGUUUAAUUAAUGUUGUUUAUCAUCCAUUCUCAUGAUAUCAAGGGUACAUUGGGUGGAAUUCCACAUAGUGCCCUGCAUGUGUGCCUUGUUCCAUGCACACAACAACUUAGUUGAAUUCUGCCCUUUGUUAGCAGAUAACGAAGUCCUUAGGCUUAUACUCACCCACUUAAACAUCAACAAGCUUACUGGAAAAAAAUGAAUAAGGUCUUUAUCAGAAUGAAAAGGUGAGGGAAGAGGUUGAAGGCAACACUUUCUGCUAGAGUAUAAAAUGUUUUGAAAUCCCCUCUUUUUGAAAUGAGAUUAUGUGGAAUCCCAUCUAUUUCAUUUGAAGCUUCUAAGGUUUUAUGGAUGGAGAUAGUGGCAUUCAGAGUGCGGGAGAAUGAAAUUACAUCUUUCCUCCCACACAAGCCACCCAAUGUGCCUGCCCCACCUCUAAGGUCACCAGAAAGCUUGUCACUUCCCAAAUGCCAUGAAUCAUUAUGGCUGACUAUGUAAUUUUUUUAAAAUCUGCAAUAUUUCUGUCCCAAGUUUCAAAAAGUUCACCAAGUGGUUUGUAGAGUGGAGCUAACACCAAUUAAUAAAAACUUUUUGGAAACCAAAUAAUAACAUCGGAAAAGCAAGCAUCACAUUCCUAAGGUCACAAUUAAAAAUGUGUGUUUACCUACCUUUGGUAAGAAAACGUAAGAAGAAGAUAGAUGAAACUUCCAAGGAAAUGCAUUCCACUAUUCCAAUGCCUCCACAAAAAAGGUUGUAUUCCUGGAGGGUGACAAUUUUGCCUUCUAUGAAGAAGGAAUUGAUAGCAAAUUCUCAGUGACUGCCCUUAAGAUUCCUAGGAGUUCAUAUGGGGAAAGGAUUCUCCCUGCAUUUAGUCUUGCAGUUAUGAUAAAUAGGACCUUGAUUUAUCUUGUAAGCAAAGUUGUGAACAGUGUAGGUAUAAUAUGCCAGUUUCAAAGCUUUAUUUUUGCCAGUCCACACCCAGUAACAGAUAGAAAUCUUCUGUACAGUACUAAAUGUAUUCCAGACUGUCUUUCAGAUAAAAUGCACAUUACAAUACUCUAGUCUGGACAUCACUAGGACAUGAAUAGCAGUGGUGGCUUCUUGUUCAAGUUUGCAAGUCAAAAUUGCAGUAAUCACUUGAAUAAUGUAACACAUUAACAAACCACUUUAAAAUCCGAGAGAACAAAUGGCUUGAAGACUGCAGUUUUAAAACAGAGGUUUUAUGCAGAAUCUAUAUGUGUGUGUGUUGUACACACACAUCUGUAAAGUAUUUAUAUGCUUAACCUAUUUUAAACUGUAGUUUCUUAAUCCCUAUUUUGUCAUUCUGCCGGUACAUGAAAUGGUUAAAGAUUGCUCACAAGCUGGAGGGGAGGAGAUGAGAACCUAACCACCAGCUACCACCAUCCCUUCUUACCUUUUCAAAAUUUGUUCUUUUGAUCUCAUAGAAAAAUGAAACACAUCUAAUCAUAUGUACAUCUGAGGAUAAUUUCUUUAAGCCUGAAACCUGAUUUGUGCUGUACUCAUUAUGGUUAAGCACGCAACUCCUGAGUCAUGCCUGAUUCAUACCAGCACUAUGAUAAGGGUUCUCAGCCAAAUACCUAUUGACUUUCAGUAGCAAUUUCUCUUAGAGAUAAGAAAUGCACAGUAAUUUUGCAUGUGUACAUGGAACAUAAAAUCAUUCUUAUGAACAUUUCAGAAGUCAAUGAUUAACAGAAGGUACAAUUAACUUUGAGAAAAUGCAGAGGAACAAAAGAGGCUUCCACAUUUAGAAAAGACAUUCUUCUAACCAUUUUCAUCCUUUUCAGCCCCACCAUUUUGAGCUGUAUAGUAAAAUAUCACAUUUGUUGUCAUUUUAGUGAGAAAAAAUGCAUAACUUUGGGGGGGAAACCUGCAUGUAGUAAAAUUGCUUGAUCCACAUUACUUAGAGCAACAAAUUUCAAGUAAGCAGCAAUGAUAAAGAUGCAUUGAUCUAGCCCUUUAUUUCCCCAUUUCUCUGGAUUUUUAUAAGUAACUGCUACAGAAAUGGCCUCUUUCUUCACAACCAGGUUUACAUAGCCAGCGAAAUGGGAAAUGGUCUUCUUUUGGUCUCAAAAGGUUAAAGCUACCCUGAAAAUUAUACUUCUCUAAUAUCCACUCCCUUCACUCUAAACCUUGAUGUAGGGGCAACUAACUGGUGUGGUUACUUGUGGUGAUGGCAUAGCAUUUACUGUGAACCCUGGAAAACCACAGAUCAUAUUAAGCCGUAUCAGUACAUCCCGUUCAGGCAAAGCUGUGCACACUCCCCUGUUUGUGCCCAAUGCAUAGGUUGAUUAAAGAGCCCUAAACAGGCUACGCCCCUCUUCUCCAUUUAGCUGGAUGGUUCAGUAAUUGAUUUACUUAUUAACUUUUGCUUUGGAGUGUGCACACUAUAGGUUUGGGUUAUCAAAUUGUCAUUUCCUGUGGCUAAGUGAGUUUAACAGGUUAUACAUUAGCAAAAGAGGCAGCAGUAAGUUAUUGGCAGUUGGUCUCAAACACAAAUAUUUCCCACCAUUAUUCAUCAGCAUUUGACCAUCUUUUCAGCUCACAUGCUUCUAAAAUUAGAGUUUGCGUGCGUCUCUUAAAAUGAAGCGCAACACAAAGCCAGAAGUUAUGCUGAACAACAGCUUGAAGUUCCCUCCCCUAAGAAUGUAAGGCGGAUGGGGGGCAAAUGAGAUAUUAUUUUAAGGACUGCUGUUUUUGUCAAAAGCUUUAUACCAAUUUAGAAGUAAAUUGCUGGUGACAAAAGAUAGUGAAAUAAUCAAAUGAGAAGUGAAAAAUGUGAGCAAAGGAAUGUGAACAUGUUUUCAUUGCUCCACAAUGGAAGGAAAUAGGCAGUGACCAUAUUUCCUAAAGUGAGUCAGCUAAACCACUGGCAAUGUGUAGAACUUUCUAUGAAAUUUUCUAUGAACAUUUGACAGAGAUUUUUAUUUUGUACAAAAUGUUUGAGAUACAUAGAUAGAGAUAGAUGACAGAUAGAUAGAUGAUAGAUAGAUAGAUAGAUAGAUAGAUAGAUGAUAGAUAGAUAGAUAGAUAGAUAACUGACAUGAGAAUAUUAAAAAAGAAAAUGGCAAGUACCACCUGUUGAAAAAUUUAAUUGGGAGGGACCAAAAAGUUGGGGCACAGAAUGUGGUGACUGUGCUAAGAGCAAAGGCAGGUUAAAUCCCUGCCUAAAAGCUGUUUGGCAGGUAGCUGGAGGUGCUCAUCUUUCAAACAGCUGGCCUGUGUGAAGGCAGCCCUGUAUCGGGAAAUUUUUUAUGUCUGGUGUUUUACCGUUUUUUUUGUAUGUGCUGUAAGCCACCCAGAGUGGCUGGGGAAACCCAGCUAGACGGAAAGGUAUAAAUAAUAAAAUUAUUAUUAUUAUUUUGAAAGGUCUCCAUGAGCGCAGUCAGGCAAGUCAGUGCAAGAGGUGUGCCAGCCAUGUUGCCAAGUGCGUCAUAAAUGAUUCCUGCAACCAGCUGCCUUAAUAGGACAUUGCCAAGACGCACAUGCAAGCCUAGUAUUGCAAUUGUACUGAAAGCCACCACAAGCCUAAGUCUUGGGAAAGACAGGGAAAACGCCAGAAGGCAACAGUUUGGCAGCAACAUCAUCUGAAUAUAUGAACUAUGUCACUUCCAGAGAAAAUAGCAGAGGAAGCGUCCUCAGGACUCUUCAUCUCAGUGCUAGGAGAUUCUUUUAACCACCGACCUUCAGAGCAGAUUUCAGUAACAUUUCUCAGAUGGAGGAUAUCUCCUCGUUCAGCCUCAUGCUAUUUCCUGUGAAAACCAAAACCUACAAAAAUCCCAGCUGAGAUGUAAUAGAAAUCUGAAUAUUUCAGUGAUAAUGUGCUUGAAAUGCUGUACAACUAUGUGGGGUUUUGUCUGUUUUUCUGAUUAACGCCCUCCCCUGCUGUUUUGUUCCCCUCUUAGAUCGCCCUGGAUUAAUAAAUGUGAAGCCCAUUGAAGAUAUCCAAGACAAUUUGCUGCAAGCUUUAGAACUCCAGUUGAAGCUGAAUCACCCAGAGUCAUCACAGCUGUUUGCAAAAUUGCUGCAGAAAAUGACAGACCUCAGACAGAUUGUAACAGAACAUGUGCAGCUGUUGCAAAUUAUAAAGAAAACGGAGACAGAUAUGAGCCUUCAUCCACUCCUACAAGAGAUUUACAAAGACUUGUAUUAAGGGAUGUAGAAUUUCUAAUCCAUUGACAUGAUGUACGUUGUUCAAAUUGCACUACUUCUUUGAGAGGGAAAAAUAUUACAUACUUAAGAAAUUACUGUGAAGAAAAAGCAUUUUAAAAAGAGAGGCAGAGCUUUUACUAUUAUAGAUCUAUUUUAUGCCUAUUGUUUAUAAAGACAC
Messenger RNA from Podarcis lilfordi (Lilford's wall lizard), 65716 nucleotides. Lineage: Eukaryota; Metazoa; Chordata; Lepidosauria; Squamata; Lacertidae. The record is from the annotation of a GenBank genome assembly.